Molecule: messenger RNA, 54600 nt
Organism: Pelobates cultripes (western spadefoot toad)
Lineage: Eukaryota; Metazoa; Chordata; Amphibia; Anura; Pelobatidae
Source: the annotation of a GenBank genome assembly
AUUAAACGCCAGCUCAACGUUAAGGAAAAUCAAGCAUCUCGAUUACUAUGGUGUUUUCUGUCGUUGCAUUGAAAUGUUUCCUCUAUCUAUUGAAAGGAGCUCUCCAAGGUAGCUGAAAUACUAGACUCGAAACAGAACUGAUAUGUUCUACUUCAAGAUAAGUGAAUGACUCUUGACAUAACAUUGGGUCAGCUUAAACUGAACAGCCUUAAGCCUCUGCUUAUGCAAUGUUUGCUAUGGAUUAACCACAGGUAUAAUGCGGCUUUUUAAUCACAUUCUUUUCCCUUUAUUUUUGGAAGAAAAUAAGAUUUUUCUCCUAGUUUUAUAAAUAUAAUAAUAAUAAUAAUAUAAGAAAUUCAUUAAACAAUGUACAUAACAAGUAAUAGAUACUCACCUUUGAACUUCCUGCAUUUGUUGCAAAUCACCAGGAUUUGCAGCCUCCCACAGUGAGCACUGGAUUGUAUAGUAAGUAGCUGAUACUUGUAAGAUUACAAUGUUUUGUUUUUUUAAAGGAUGUCCAUAGAAUAUUUAUGGGAUAUGUAGUUCAGCACGUACAAGCUUCAAAAUUGUAUUCCUUACACUGUAGUUCCCUCUGCCGCAUGCCCCUUUCUCUUUGUUCCCAGUCAUUCCCAUUUACUUUGCCACCGCAUCAGUAAUGUACGUACCUUCCUCACUACCUCAGACAUGGGUUGGACAGUUAUUGAAACUCUAAUUCUUCCUUGCAGGACGUUACACAUUAUCAGUGUGUGCAGUUUGGGAAGGCAGGAACAGUAACUAACAUAAACUAUUGAUCCCUUCCAGCACACAUGUCAGUGCUCAUGCUGGCAGACAAUUGGCACUGGUUUAAAAAUUAUACUUAUGAGGGUGGCAAAAUGCCAACCUCAUCUGAGUACCACCUGAGUCCUUUGCGCCCGCCAGGAACUGUGUAGGGUUGGCCCUUAGAUUUUUUUGCACAACUGUAAAACAUUUGCUUCUAUGUAAACAAAUGAUUGGCACACAUUUCUAGGGUUGAAUAGAUGUGCCCCUAAUAUCUUCCUUACAAAAAUAGAACUUGGAGUCAUUAUGAUCCACAUUUCUUUGAUUAAUUACAUAUCGCACCAGGUUUAUAAUAAGCUGUUUUUCUUGUAUGGUGUGCAGGUGUCUUUUUUAGUAAAUCUUUUAAAAUGUUAACAUUAUAUAGCGGUGUCCCAAAUAGACAUCAUCUAAAUCUGUAACUUCUUUUUCAUGCAUACCAUUGCCAUCACUUUGGUUGCUGUUUAAUGGCAGUUGUUUUGGUAUAGGGCUUUCAUGUCCUAAUAAAACAUUUAUUAAUACUAUAAUGAUGGUCAUUUUCAUGGCUGACACAUUAUUUGCCACACUUAGCUUUCUGAAUUCAGCGAGUCCGUAAUAUUUGCAGAAUAACCUUACUUUCGGCCUUUCUUUUGAUUGUACAAUUACUGGAAAAUUAUUUCUGUAAUGUCGACAUUUUCUACAAGACAUCUUGAGGCCUCAUUUUAAUCAUCAAACAGGCAGGGUUCCGAUCUCAUUGUGCAGUUAAUGUGCCAAAGUCAAUUCUAGCUGGUCAAUUGGCAUGAUCAAAGUAUAAGCAAUGUCAUUAUGAUAGGGCACUGGAUAUGCCCAAAGCUUUUUCUACGUGUAAAUUUAUCUGGCCAUUGAUAUUCUGAGCAAAUGUCUCCAUCAAUUGCCUUAUUUACCAAACCUACAGUAUAAAAAUGCUUGCAAUGUUGAAUAAUGCCAAGUAUCGGGGUUGUUGCUAUCUUCUAACAAUAACUGGAGCCUCAGCAUAAACCAAAACUAAUUGAUCGCUUCCCAAGGCGCCAUUCUUUGGUUUCUUGCAACAGUAUAUUGCACAUUUAAUUAAAUCCUUUAAAUGAUGGGAUACAAAUUGUGUAUUAUUUUGUAACAAUAGAAUACAUUGCCUUAAAAAGGUUAGUGGAGGGGUGCAAACAGGGCUGGGUUUACCCUUUUUACUACCUCAUGGCCAGUUUCCUCACUCCACAUCCCAUAUUUAUAUAUAUAUAUAUAUAUAUAUAUAUAUAUAUAUAUAUAUAUAUAUACACACACACACACACACACACACACACACACACACACACACAUAUAUAUACACAUUGAACAAAAUUAUAAACAAACACUUUUGUUUUUGCCCCCAUUUUUCAUGAGCUGAACUCAAAGGUCUUAGACUUUUUCUAUGUACACAAAAGGCCUAUUUCUCUCAAAUAUUGUUCACAAAUCUGUCUAAAUCUGUGUUAGUGAGCACUUCUCGUUUGCCGAGAUAAUCCAUCCAUCUCACAGGUGUGGUAUAUCAAGAUGCUGAUUAGACAGCAUGAUUAUUGCACAUGCGUGCCUUAGGCUGGCCCCAAUAAAAGGCCACUCUAAAAUGUGCAGUUUUAUCACACAGCACAAUGUCACAGAUGUUGCAAGUUUUGAGGGAGCGUGCAACUGGCAUGCUGACUGCAGGAAUGUCCACCAGAGCUGUUGCCUGUGAAUUCAAUGUUCAUUUAUCUACCAUAAGUUGUCUCCAAAGGCCUUUCAGAGAAUUUGGCAGUACAUCCAACCGGCCUCACAACUGCAGACCACGUGUAACCAGGGCCAUCUUAAAGGUGGGGCAAACAGGGCAGCUGCCCUGGGCUCUUUUACUUCUAGGGGGUCCAAGGCAGCUGCCAUGUGGGCCCUGCUGCCCUCAACAACUUUCUCCACCCCUUCCCUUCCCCCAUGGGCCCCUGGUGCAUCCUGUGGACGCACACUAAGGAGGCCCACAGGAUGGCCCAUGUACCAUGGGCCACCCGAUGGGCAAUUGUAAGCAGGGGCCCGGUCGUGCGCUGUGGCCCUUUAACAGCAGUCCCUUUGCUUUUUGGCAGCAUGGGAGGAAGUGAUUGCAGUGAGUCACUUCCUCCCAGAGAGACACGCACGGGAGAGACCACACCAGGGAAGCAGAGAGGAGGGGGGCUGGUUCGGAUUGUCAGUUGGCAACCCCCAACAGCCUCAGCCACCACACUGGAUACCAGGGAAGCAAUCCUUUAAGGUAGGAAACGGGGAGUAGAUUUAAAAGAGUGAAUGUGUCAGUAUGUCUGUCUGUCAGUAUGUCUGUGUGUCUGUCAGUGCAUGUCUGUGUGUCUCAGUAUGUCUGACAGUGUAAGUGUGUCAGUAGCUUGUCUGUCAGUAUGUCUGUGUCUGUCAGUGUAUGUCUGUGUGUCAGUAGGUUGUCUGUCAGUAUAUGUGUGUGUCAGUGUAUGUGUCAGUAUGCCUGUCAGGGUAUGUGUGUGUCGGUAUGCCUGUCAGGGUAUGUGUCAGUAUGCCUGUCAGUAUGUUUGUGUCUGUGUGUGUCAGUAUGUCUGUCAGUGUGUUUGUGUCUGGGUGUGUCAGUAUGUCUGUCUGUGUCAGCAUGUCUGUCAGUAUAUAUGUGUGUCCAGGGGCAGACUGACAACUUACAGGGCCCGCGGGCAAUGGGAGACCAAGGGCCCCCUUCUGGUGCAAUGUUUUUUAGAUACUGCUACUUUUCUCCCCCUUCUUUGUGAUGCAUGCUGCCCUGCACCCAUAAUGGCUGUCUGAGAACCACACAGUCAUGAUUCCCACACGGUUUUGCUUUUAAGAGGUUAAUCCAACCAAAAACAGUGUUUUUAUAAAACACUGUUUUUGAAAGGAGUAACCCUGACUGGCAUGCUUCGACCCCCCUAUUCCCACUAAAAUAAACAAAUAAAGCCAAUAUAAUUAUACGCUUUCUCUGUGUUUGCUGGUGACAUCACAAGCAGCGUCCCCCACAUUUGUUUUCAAUCAUACAAGUCCAUGUAAGUAGCCUCCAAACAUGUGUGUGGGAUGCUGCUUGUGAUGUUGGGUUCCUGUAUGUCAACGUGUUGUAUUAGAAUUGUUUGUCUUCUUUUACCUAUUGUACUGCGCUGCAGAAUAUGUUGGUGCUAUAUAAAUGGUUUUAAAAAUUGCAUGUGUGUGGUUUUCCAUGUGCGGGGAUGCUUCUUGUUGGACUGUGUGCAUAUAGUGAGGCUCCUGGUGGGUUUGCGUGUCUGUAUGAGGCUGUUUGCAGUGUAGUAUGUUGGUAGAGACGGCUAGUUGUGUUGCAGUGUGUGGUAGAGGCUGUUGUAUGUGUGUGGGAUAGGCUGUAGUAGGCGUCUGGGGGAUACUGGGGCUGUAGUUUGUGUUUGUAUGAAUAAUAGAGGCUCAACUGUGUAGGGGAUAUAAAGGCUGCAGUUUGUGUGUGUGGGCAGUGGCUGCAGUGUGUGGGAUAUGCUGUUUCUGCCAGGCUGCUCCUCCGCUUCAGCCGCUCAGCAGAUUCAGGAGGAGAGGAGGAGUUCUGGAAGUGAUGUCACUUCCCCUCUCCCAGGCCCCGCCCCCUCACAUGGAGCUCCGCACAGAGAGUAUGGAGGAGACCUGGCAGCAGCAGGAUUGCCGCCAGGUCUCACUCAGUAGGUGAGAGGACACAUCGGGGCAACAAAUCCUGUGUAACUGUGCCUCUCUGCAGCCAGAGUGAGUGCAUGGCUGUUUACCCGGCCGGGCCCCUGACUGCCUCGGGCCCUCGGUCAUUGACCAAUCUGCCCGAGUGGUCAGUCCACCCCUGCAUGUGUGUGUCAGUGUAUGUGCUGUGGCAAACCUAGCCACUUGGACUAAACAGAGACAAUAUGUUUUAAGGGUUGCCUGUAUCUUUAAUACCAUUGUAUAUGUGCCUGGUUGUAAUCUGAUGUAUGCUGUAUUGCCUGUAUUGGCUAUCUGCCGAAAGCAGAUAGUCCUUUUCUAUUUCGUUUCACGAACAGCACCUUUGCGAGCCGUUCGUGAACCGAAUGAACUAUCUUUUAAUAGCCCACACACUAAGGGACGUGUGGCGCUUGUUAACCGAUUGCAACAAUGUUGUAAUCGGUAAUUAGAGGCUCUCCUAGGUGGCCGCCGUUUGGCUACCGACCACACAGCGGUCGGCCAUCUUGGAUCCUUUGUUUCCAAGCGGUGUUUGGUCGUCGAGCGCAUGGAACUGAAAACGGCUACUCGACGGCGCGAACACCGCUGGGCUUCCAGACCGUUCGGGAGUCCCGGGCCGUUCGGUAGUUUGGUUCACCUCUAUCAAUCGGUACUUUUAACCUAUGUUAUAAAUAAUGUGUUUUUCGUGCGGCGUUCGGUUAGUUUAGCUGGGAUCUAAGCGGUAUUCUCACGAACUGUGUGGUCAGACCUCAGCUAUCUACCAAACGUCCAUUCGUGUAAAUCGACCAAGUAUUAAGGAAGUUAUAUAUGUUAAAGUAAAUUGCCGGUUCUGCUGCACGGAGGGAUAAUCCACUUAACGGUAUAUUCCAGUGGGAGUAUCCCUCUCGUGCAGCAGUGCCUGAUGGGAGAAAUGCCCAAAAUGUGAAGUCCCCCAUGUAGUCCCCUACUGUGUUACCCCUGCUAAGGCAGUAUGGAAACCCCUUGCAUGGGGACUUGUAUAAAUACUGGAGCUGCAAAUAAAAACCUCAGUUGACUCCCAGAACUGUGUUUCGUCCGGUUACUGGGGGAUUUGGGAUAUUGCCUUGCUUUUCAGCGCUGACUGUGGAUUACUGUAUGUACCAGCGGAAUUUGUGGGAUUUAAUAUCGCCGGUCCGCUACAUGUGCGUGUCAGUAUGUCUGUCUGUGUGUAUGUGUCAGUGUGUCUGUGUGUGUGUAUGUGUCAGUGUGUCUGUCUUUGUGUAUGUGUCAGUGUGUCUGUCUGUGUGUAUGUGUCAGUGUGUCUGUCUUUGUGUAUGUGUCAGUGUGUCUGUCUUUGUGUAUGUGUCUGUGUGUGUAUGUGUCAGUGUGUCUGUCUUUGUGUAUGUGUCAGUAUGUCUGUCUGUGUGUAUGUGUCAGUGUGUCUGUACGUGUAUAUGUCUGUGUAAGUAUGUAUGUGAAAGGUGCGAUUGCAUGCCAGGGAGUGAGGGGUGCCCAGGGGGCCCAAGAAAAUGCAUUGCCCAUGCUCCUAGUGAUAUUAAAGACAGCCCUGCAUGUAACCACCUUAGCCCAGGAACUCCACAUCCAGCAUCUCCACCUCCAAGAUCGUCUGAGACCAGCCACCCGCCAGCUGCUGCAACAAUCGUUUUGCAUAACCAAAGAAUUUUUGCACAAACUGUCAGAAACCGUCUCAGGGAAGCUCAUCUGCAUGAGAUACCGUGACGAGAUCCUGAGGUCCAUUGUUGUGCCAUUCAUCCACGACCAUCACCUCAUGUUGCAGCAUGAUAAUGCACGGCCCCGUGUUGCAAGGAUCUGUACACAAUUCCUGGAAGCUGAAAACAUCCCAGUUCUUGCAUGGCCAGCAUACUCACCGGACAUAUCACCCACUGAGCAUGUUUGGGAUGUUCUGGAUCAGCGUAUACCACAGUGUGUUCCAGGUCCUGCCAAUAUCCAGCAACUUCGCACAGCCAUUGAAGAGGAGUAGACCAACAUUCCACAGGCCACAAUCAACAACCUGAUCAACUCUAUGUGAAGGGGAUGUGUUGCACUGCGUGAGGCAAAUUGCAAUCACACCAGAUACUGACUGGUUUUCCGACCCCCCCAGACCCUCCCAAUACAGUAAAACUGCACAUUUUAGAGUGGCCUUUUAUUGUGGCCAGCCUAAGGCACACCUGUGCAAUAAUCAUGCUGUCUAAUCAGCAUCUUGAUAUGCCACACCUAUGAGGUGGAUGGAUUAUCUCAGCAAAGGAGAAGUGCUCACUAACACAGAUUUAGACAUGUGUGUGAACAAAAUUUGAGAGAAAUAGGCCUUUUGUGUACAUAGAAAAAGUCUUAGAUCUUUGAGUUCAGCUCAUGAAAAAUGGGGGCAAAAACAAAAGUGUUGCUUUUAUAUGUUUGUUCAGUGUACAUAUGCAAAAGUGUGGGGUAUUCAAUUGGAUGCGUUAAUGUGAGUAGUUUGGGUUAUGAUUGGAUUAGGAAUGUGGCUAGGUGGGUGGUUGGAUGAUAAGUGGCACAAGACUGGGAAAGGAUGUGUGUUUGUGUUAAGGCAGCUUCAGGUGUUGCGUUUGUAGGGGGAGGCUGCUUGUGGUGUUGUAUGUUUGUGGAGAGUCUGCUUGUGAGAUCUCAAAAACGUAGCGCGCAUCCGCGUCUAUUUAACGCCAGAUGCGGCUAAGGUGCUGGUCCAUGCUCUUGUUCUCUCUUGCCUUGACUACUGCAAUCCCCUUCUCAGUGGUUUUACGCGUUCCCAGAUUGCACCGCUGCAAUCUAUAAUGAUGAGGCAGCCUGGCUCAUUUUCCUGUCUGCUCGCACCUCCCACGCCUCCCCGCUCUGUCAGUCCCUGCAUUGGCUUCCAGUUAGAUAUAGGGCUCAAUAUAAAAUUCUGGUCCUUGCUUACAAGUCCCUAUAUAAUGCUGCUCCAACAUACCUAUCCUCCCUAAUACACAAGUAUGUCCCGUCGAGUCCCCUACACUCUGCCAAAGACCUACGUCUAUCCUCUGUCCGUACUCCCACCUCUAAUGCUCGCCAUAAAGACUCCUCCAGGGCUGCACCUCUUCUGUGGAACUCCCUUCCCUUCUCCGUAAGAUUUUCACCCAGUCUCCACUCAUUCAAAAAUCAUUGAAAACUCACUUCUUCAAGAAAGCAUAUCAAUUAAACUGUUAGCAGGUUUUUAUCCCCCAUCUCCAGGACUCCUCUCCUGCAACUGUCAAAAAUUACCUACUAAGCCCUCAGUGAAUACUUUUCUAACAACCUACUUUGUACCCCUACUUUUACCCUCUGUGUCACUAUGCCCCACUCCCUCUAGAAUGUAAGCUCAUUGAGCAGGGCCCUCCACCUCUCUGUUCCUUUACGUCCAGUUGUCUGGUUACAAUUACAUGUCUGUUAGUCCACCCAUUGUACAGCGCUACAGAAUCUGAUGGCGCUAUAUAAAUAAUAAAAUAAUAAUAAUUGUGUUGGACUGGCUGCUUGUUAUGUGCAUUUCUGAUGGUAAGCUGCUUGUGGGAUUGUGUGUGUGGGGAUGCUGCAUGUGAGGUUGUGCAAAUGGGAGAGGCUGCUUUUAGGGAGUUUUCAGGGUUGCAUUUGUUGGGGAGAUGCUGCUUGUGUGGGGGAAAGGAUGCUUGUAUUGUUGCAUGUGUCGGAGGGAAGUUGUUGUGGGGUAAUGUGUGUGAAUGGGCUGUUGGUAGACUAGUAUAUGUGUGUGUAUGCGUGUAAAUAGGGACUGUAGUGUGUGUGCUUGGGAGGAUAGGGGCUGUAGUGUGUGUGCUGGGCAGGAGAGGGGCUGUAGUGUGUGUGCUGUGGAGGAGAGGGGCUGUAGUGUGUGUGCUGGGGAGGAUAGGGGCUCUAGUGUGUGUGCUGGGGAGGAGAGGGGCUGUAGUGUGUGUGCUGGGGAGGAGAGGGGCUGUAGUGUGCGAAUUGGGGAGGAUAGGGGCUGUAGUGUGUGUGCCUGGGAGGAUAGGGGCUGUAGUGUGUGUGUUGGGGAGGAGAGGGGCUGUAGUGUGUGUGCUGGGGAGGAGAGGGACUGUAGUGUGCGAAUUGGGGAGGAUAGGGGCUGUAGUGUGUGUGUUGGGGAGGAUAGGGGCUGUAGUGAGAUAAUGACUAAAGUGGGAUUAUAAUGGUCAUAGCAGCAGGUAUUCUCUAAUUUACAUUAUUAUUAUUAUUUAUCAAGCGCCAAUAAAUUCCACAGGGCAGUACACCCCAUGUUGGCAGGAUACCCCAGGCUGGCAGGAUACCCCAUGUUGGCAGGAUACCCCAGGCUGGCAGGAUACCCCAUGUUAGCAGGAUACCCCAGGCUGGCAGUAUACCCCAUGCUGGCAGGAUACCCCAUGUUGGCAGUACACCCCAGGCUGGCAGUAUACCCCAGGCUGGCAGUAAACCCCAUGUUGGCAGUACACCCCAGGCUGGCAGUAUACCCCAUGUUGGCAGGAUACCCCAGGCUGGCAGGAUACCCCAUGUUGGCAGGAUACCCCAUGUUGGCAGGAUACCCCAGGCUGGCAGUAAACCCCAUGUUGGCAGUACACCCCAGGCUGGCAGGAUACCCCAGGCUGGCAGUAUACCCCCAUGCUGGCAGUAUACCCCAUGUUGGCAGUACACCCCAGGCUGGCAGUAUACCCCAGGCUGGCAGUAAACCCCAUGUUGGCAGUACACCCCAGGCUGGCAGUAUACCCCAUGUUGGCAGGAUACCCCAGGCUGGGCCGGUCUGGGGGCGGUAGGUGGGCAGUCCCGGGCGGUAGGUGGGCAGUGGGGCGGUAGGUGGGCAGUCCCGGGCGGUAGGUGGGCAGUGGGGCGGUCUGGGGGCGGUAGGUGGGCAGUGCCGGGGGCGGUAGGUGGGCCGGUCUGGGUGGCAGUAUGUUAGGGCCGGGCUAUGAGAAGGCAGGGCCGGGGCUGCAGCUAUCUGAGUAUCACCCGAGCUGCUCCCACCAACACCGCAUCUCACAGAGCCACCGGCACCGGGUCCUACCGGGCAAUGUAGGUAAUCUCUGCACGGGCACGGCUGCUAUAUAAUAACUGGCAUAUAAUAACUGGCAUGGGAUGGCUGGUAUAUAAUAACUGGUAUAUAAUAACUGGUAUAUAAUAACUGGCAUAUAAUAACUGGCAUGGGAUGGCUGGUAUAUAAUAACUGGUAUAUAAUAACUGGUAAAUAAUAACUGGCAUAUAAUAACUGGCAUGGGAUGGCUGGUAUAUAAUAACUGGUAUAUAAUAACUGGCAUAUAAUAACUGGCAUGGGAUGGCUGGUAUAUAAUAACUGGCAUAUAAUGGCUGGUAUAUAAUAACUGGCAUAUAAUAACUGGCAUGGGAUGGCUGCUAUAUAAUAACUGCUAUAUAAUAACUGGCAUGGGAUGGCUGGUAUAUAAUAACUGGUAUAUAAUAACUGGCAUAUAAUAACUGACAUGGGAUGGCUGGUAUAUAAUAACUUUUAUAUAAUAACUGCUAUAUAAUAACUGGCAUGGGAUGGCUGGUAUAUAACUGCUAUAUAAUAACUGGUAUAUAAUAACUGGCAUGGGAUGGCUGGUAUAUAAUAACUGGUAUAUAAUAACUGGUAUAUAAUGGCUGGUAUAUAAUAACUGGUAUAUAAUAACUGGUAUAUAAUGGCUGGUAUAUAAUAACUGGUAUAGGAUGGCUGGCAUAUAAUAACUGCUAUAUAACUGGUAUAUAAUGGCUGACAUGGGAUGGCUGGUAUAUAAUGGCUGCUAUAUAAUAACUGGUAUAUAAUGGCUGGUAUAUAAUGGCUGGCAUGGGGUGGCUGCUAAAUAAUAACUGGUAUGUAAUGGCGGGCAUAGGAUGGCUGGUAUAUAAUGGCUGGCAUGGGAUGGCUGCUAUAUAAUAACUGGUAUGUAAUGGCUGGCAUAGGAUGGCUGGUAUAUAAUGGCUGGUAUACAAUAACUGGUAUAUAAUGGCUGGCAUGGGAUGGCAGCUUUAUAAUGGCUGGCAUGGGAUGGCUGCUAUAUAAUGGCUGGCAUGGGAUGGCUGGUAUAUAAUAACUGGUAUAUAAUGGCUGGCAUGGGGUGGCUGGUAUAUAAUAACUGGUAUAUAAUGGCUGGCAUGGGAUGGCUGGUAAAUAAUAACUGGUAUACAAUGGCUGGCAUGGGAUGGCUGGUAAAUAAUGGCUGGCAUGGGAUGGCUGGUAUAUAAUAACUGGUAUACAAUGGCUGGCAUGGGAUGGCUGGUAAAUAAUGGCUGGCAUGGGAUGGCUGGUAUAUAAUGGCUGGUAUAUAAUGGCUGGCAUGGGAUGGCUGGUAUAUAAUGGCUGGCAUGUGAUGGCUGGGAUAUAAUAACUGGUAUAUAAUGGCUGGCAUGGGAUGGCUGGUAUAUAAUGGCUGGCAUGGGAUGGCUGGUAUAUAACUGGUGACUGGCAUGGGAUGGCUGGUAUAUAAUUGGUAUAGAAUGGCUGGCAUGGGAUGACUGGUAUAUAAUGGCUGGCAUGGGAUGGCUGGUGUAUAAUAACUGGUAUAUAAUGGCUGGUAUAUAAUAACUGGUAUAGGAUGGCUGGCAUAUAAUAACUGCUAUAUAACUGGUAUAUAAUGGCUGACAUGGGAUGGCUGGUAUAUAAUGGCUGCUAUAUAAUAACUGGUAUAUAAUGGCUGGUAUAUAAUGGCUGGCAUGGGGUGGCUGCUAAAUAAUAACUGGUAUGUAAUGGCGGGCAUAGGAUGGCUGGUAUAUAAUGGCUGGCAUGGGAUGGCUGCUAUAUAAUAACUGGUAUGUAAUGGCUGGCAUAGGAUGGCUGGUAUAUAAUGGCUGGUAUACAAUAACUGGUAUAUAAUGGCUGGCAUGGGAUGGCGGCUUUAUAAUGGCUGGCAUGGGAUGGCUGCUAUAUAAUGGCUGGCAUGGGAUGGCUGGUAUAUAAUAACUGGUAUAUAAUGGCUGGCAUGGGAUGGCUGGUAUAUAAUAACUGGUAUAUAAAUGGCUGCAUGGGAUGGCUGGUAACAAUAACUGGUAUACAAAUGGCUGGCAUGGGAUGGCUGGUAAAUAAUGGCUGGCAUGGGAUGGCUGGUAUAUAAUAAAUUGUAUACAAUGGCUUGGUAUGGGAUGGCUGGUAACAAUGGCUGGCAUGGGAUGGUCAGUAUAUAAAUGGCUGGUAUAGGAUGGCUGGUAUAUACCGGCUGGCAUGGAUGGCUGGUAACAAUGGCUGGCAUGGGAUGGCUGGUAUAUAAUGGCUGGUAUAGGAUGUAUUUAUAUAUAAUGCAUGGCAUGGAUGCAUACUGGUAUAUAAAUGGCUUGGCAUGGAUGCAUUGGUAUAACUGGUGACUGGUACGGGAUGGCUGGUAUAUAACUACAUAGAAUGGCUGGCAUGGGAUUUUUAUUCGCGGCGCAAUUGGCUGGCAUGGAUGCAUGGUAUAAUAACUGGUAUAUAAAUGGCUGGUAUGAUUUAUUGGUAUAUACUAUUGGCAUAGGAUGGCUGGUAUAUAAUGGCUGGCAUGGGAUGGCUGGCAUAUAAUGGCUGGCAUGGGACGGCUGCUAUAUAAUGGCUGGCAUGGAUGGCUGCUAUAUAAUGGCUGGCAUGGGAUGGCUGCUAUAUAAUGGCUGGCAUGGGACGGCUGGUAUAUAAUGGCUGGCAUAGGAUGGCUGGUAUAUAAUGGCUGGCAUGGGAUGGCUGCUAUAUAAUGGCUGGCAUGGGACGGCUGGUAUAUAAUGGCUGGCAUGGGAUGACUGGUAUAUAAUGGCUGGCAUGGGAUAUUAUAGGAUGGCAUGUAUAGGAUAACUGUCAUGAAAAGACUGCUAUAAUAUGGCUGAUAUAUUGUGGAUUGUAUGGGGUGGCAUAGGAUGGCUAGUAUGGGAUGGAAUAGGACGGUUGGUAUGUAAUGGCUGGUAUGGGGUGGUUGUUGUGGGAUAGCAUAGGAUGGUUGGUAUAUACAGGCUGGCAUGGGAUGGCAUAUGAAUGAAUAGAAUGGCUAACAUGGAAAGACUGCUGUAAGAUGGCUGGUAUGUGGUGGCUUGUAUAGGAUGGCAUGGCUAGUAUAGCAUAGUUGGUAUAGGAUGACUGGUAUGGGAAGGCUGUAUAGGAUGGCUGGUAUGUGAUACAUGGCUGGUAUGUGGUGCAUGGCUGGUAUAGGAUGGCUGGUAUGUGAUGCAUGGGUGGUAUGGGAUGGCUGGUAUGUGAUGCAUUGCUGGUAUGUGAUGCAUGGCUGGUAUAGAAUGGCUGGUAUGUGAUGCAUGGCUGGUAUAAGAUGGCUGGUAUAGGAUGGCUAGUAUGUGAUACAUGGCUGGUAUAGGAUGGCUGGUAUGUGAUACAUGGCUGGUAUAGGAUGGCUAGUAUGUGAUACAUGGCUGGUAUAGGAUGGCUAGUAUGUGAUGCAUGGCUGGUAUGGGAUGGUUGGUAUGUGAUGCAUGGCUGGUAUAAGAUGGCUAGUAUGUGAUGCAUGGCUGGUAUAGGAUGGCUGGUAUGUGACGCAUGGGUGGUAUAGGAUGGCUGGUAUGUGAUGCAUGGCUGGUAUAGGGUGGCUGGUAUGUGAUGCAUGGCUGGUAUAAGAUGGCUAGUAUGUGAUGCAUGGGUGGUAUAGGAUGGCUGGGAUGUGAUGCAUGGCUGGUAUGGGGUGGCUGGUAUGUGAUGCAUGGCUGGUAUAAGAUGGCUAGUAUGUGAUGCAUGGGUGGUAUAGGAUGGCUGGUAUGUGAUGCAUGGCUGGUAUGGGAUGGUUGGUAUAGGAUUGCUGGCAGGGGAUGACUGGUAUAAUAAUAAUAAUAAUAAUAAUAAUAAUAAUAAUAACAACACGUUAUUACACAAGGGCUGAUGCUAUGGACAGUAGGAAAUCUUAUAUAAUAACAUUCAUUAUUACACUUGUUAUAGGGCUGCUCAUAUAAUAACAUGCAUGAUUAUACCAGAGCUGUUACUACUGACAGUAGAACAUCUAUACGCUAACAGGCAUUAAUAAAGUGGAGCUGAUAAUAUGGGCAACAGGAAAUUUCUCAUUAUAACUUACAUUAUUACACAUGUGCUGAUAGUAUGGGCAAUAUGAAAUGUUAUAUGAUAGCACACAGUAUUACCUCAUAACACAUUAUUACCCUGGGGGGGGGGGGGAGUUGAUACUAUGGACAAGCAGUAGGAGAUAUAUCAUAUAAUAACACAUGUUCACACUGCAGAUGUUACUCUGGGCAGUAGGAGAUCUUAUAUAAUAACAUGCAUUAUUAGUAUGAUGAUCUUACCAUGGGCUAUAAGAGAUAUUUAAUAAUGCACAUUAUUACAUUACAGGGAUAAACAAUAAGAGAUCUUGUAUAAUGUGCAUUAUUUCACACCGGGGCUGUUAUUAUGGCACACUAGGAGAUCUCAUGCAUGCAUUAUUAAAUUGGGGCGGUUACUGUGGGCACACAGUAGGAGAUCUCAUACAAUAACGUACAUUAUUACAUCAAGGUUGUUACUACAGUGAGGUGAGCAGAUUAAAAUACAUAUAUAUCGGUGUCUGAUUUUCAAAUCACACUUAUAUGAAAGCAAGAUUUGAUCAUAGAGAGUAUAAAUAAAUAUAUUGAAGAAUUGUGUGAACAUAACAUGCUCUUAUAAGGUCCAGAUGGCUCUAGAGUCACAAACAUGGUGUGAUUCUAGACUGCAUAUUCCUUGAAAGAUGCUAUGUGAAUUCAGCCAAGGAAAAGGAUUAUCUCCACUUGAACAGAUGGACACAUAAUAACAGUACUUGCAACAAAUCUAUAAUUGCUGUAUACUUUAUUUGUAUGUAAAGCAAAGUAGCAGAUGUAGGUAUUAUAGCAUCUGAUGUGUAAGAAUAUUCUAACCUUUUGGGGAGUUUAUUUGUGGAACUUGAUAAGUGUUAUUUUGCCAGAUAUAACUGUAAAGCAUAUACAAUGCCUAGAUUUAGUCUACAAUGGUAUUGUUACCUUAAAGGGACAUGCAUAGUUUUGAGAAUGUUGUCUCGUUGAAAGCCUUAGCUUUGAAUAAGGUUGUUGCCUCACUCUGCAGGCUGAAAAAAUAAAAUAAUAUGAUUUAUUUUUUUAUGAUUACCUUCUUCUUUUUGAUACUUUCCACAUCAUCUCCAAGGGUAAACCUGAUCUAACCAAUCAGUUAUCUAUCCCUAAGAAUGCUGGAAAAGGGCAUUGGGCGUGCCUGACAGAUUUACACAUGUGCAGUUGGAAGAUUUGUUCACCUUGCAACAGGGGGGGAAUAUAGGGAGUCUGGUGAGUGUGAUCAUGCAGAGCAGGCUUUGAUGUUGGAUUUCUCUCUCCUGCACAAUCAUACCCUGUUUCUGUCACUAGCAGACUGGUCUGAAACUGAGAUGGGCAGGUAAGCUGGAGGGGGAGGCUGAGCAAACUCCCCUAGAUGAGAGGCAUGUCCAAUAAUACAAUGUGUCCAAGUUCACAGAAAGUUUGUAACUGUUACUUUUGAAAGGUUUUGUAUUUGUUUGUUUUUGGGUUAUUGUUUGUUUUGCUUAAUUUUGGGUUUUAUAUUUGUUUAAUAGUAUUUGCUUGCUGGUUUAAAUAUAUAAUUGUCAGGUGUUGCCUGUCCUUUUAACCCUAUUUUGCCAUCCUCCUGAUUUCCAAGUAUGUUGUGAGGUAGAGGAACAGUGCUCCCAGCUGUGUGUGGAAUUUGUAUGUUAACAGAUGAAAUCAGUUGAUUGAUCAAUCAUCAGUCAAUUCGCUGUGGUUCCUUUGGGAUACGUUUCAUAAUUAAUUACCUUGAGCCAUUAAUUUAAUGUUAAUUCUACACAAUGCUAUAUAUAACCCAUGUUGGCAGUAUACCCCAGGUUGGCAGGAUACCCCAGGCUGGCAGGAUACCCCAGGCUGACAGUACACCCCAGGUUGGCAGUAUACCCCAUGUUGGCAGUAUACCCCAUGUUGGCAGUAUACCCCAGGUUGGUAGUAUACCCCAGGUUGGCAGGAUACCCCAGGCUGACAGUAUAACCCAUGUUGGCAGUACACCCCAGGCUGGCAGUACACCCCAGGUUGGCAGGAUACCCCAGGCUGACAGUAUAACCCAGGUUGGCAGGAUAUCCCAGGCUGGCAGUACCCCCCAGGCUGGCAGUACCCCCCAGGCUGGCAGGAUACCCCAGGCUGGCAGAAUACCCCAUGUUGGCAGUAUACCCCAGGUUGGCAGUAUACCCCAGGUUGGCAGGAUACCCCAUGUUAGCAGUACACCCCAGGAUGGCAGUACACCCUAGGCUGUACCAUUCUUUACAAUUCUUUCUAACAUUCCUGUAUAUAUCCAGAUAAUCUGUGGGUAAAGAGGGCUGUCCACGUGUUGUUAAAUAAGGCUGUAAUAAUGUGGGCAUGGAAGGAUAAAUAGGAGUGUUACUGGAACUUAGAAUGGCCAGAGUUAACUCCAGUACGAAUUGGCAGUACACCCGAGGCUGGCAGGAUACCCCAGGCUGGCAGCAGGGCCGGACUGGGAAUGAAAAGCAGCCCUGGAAAAAAAUUCUAUACCAGCCCAAUAAUGCGUUGCGCCAACAUAGUGUGCAGAUAUGGAAGCGGGAAAUAUUCUGUGUCUCUCACACAUAUACUGAAGGCUGGCAGUGCACCCAGGCUAGCAGUAUAACCCAUGUACACCCCAUGUUGGCGGUACACCCCAUGUUGGAAGUAUACCCCAGGCUGGCAGUAUACCCGAGGUUGGCAGGACACCCCAGGUUGGAAAGCAUCAUAAAGAAGAAGGUUUAUUCUACACAAUGCUGGGUACCACUUUUGUGCACUUUUAACAGCUUGUUAAACCCAUUACUGUCACUAAAAUCAUGACUAGGAACUCAACAAACCGGUGGAUAUGGGUAAGCCAUAAUUGUAGAAAGACAAAUUUAACCCGUCUAUGUGGGAACCAAUAAAGUGUUGUACCAAAUUUGAAGAAAUGGUUUAAUAAAGUAAAGAAGAUGCAGUCUUUAAUUAGGACCCAUAGUCCAUACAGGGAUAAACUCUCGGGAGGUGUCCUCUAGCUCCCCAGUAGUAAACUUUAAAUAGGAUGUUGACAUAAAACAUAGCUCAAACAAUGGCCAAUCCAGACAUUUUCUUUUGGAAGCAGAGAAUAGCAUCCAUUUAUCAUUUGUUAAUCUCUCAGAGAAUUCUUAUUGGCAAUAGCAACUGAGUAUAACAUAAUACGAAAGCAACGUUUCAGAUAUUACACUGUUCUUUACCACAUUGCAUUUAAUGUGCAAAUUCCUAAACAAUGGAACUCUGAUAAAGUUUUUUUUCAUUCAGUGUAACAGUUACCUUGUAAACCUAACGCUCGGACACAUUCGCUGUUUGUUCAGUGAAGGUAAACGUGAAACACAUCUCUUGGCAGUUUUGCUAAUCGGCUUUAUUCUAUUUUUAUCCGUAGGUCAGUUCGCAUCGUCUGGCUGGGGGAUGACCGAGAUAGGCCGUGUGAAGAUCCUGCAAGGGAAGACCUAGUCCCAUUUUACCUUGGAAGAAGAGCUGUGGGUUUACAGACUGAGAACAGACAUCCAGUCUUCACCAUUUACCAAGCCAGGGUUUUGGGGGAUAUCCAGAUCAUGUGUCAUGAGUGUCUUGGAUGGGUGAGAUGUUUUUUAUUCACUCAGAUUGAUUGAAGUAGUACUUAAACUGCACUGUCUCAGAUAUUAUUAUUAAUAUUAGUGACAUUUAUAUAGCGCCAACACAUUCCGUAGCGCUUUACAAUAUUAUGAGAGGGGGAUUUAACUAUAAAUAGGACAAUUACCAGAAAACUUACAGGAACAAUAGGUUGAAGAGGUCCCUGCUCAAACGAGCUUACAGUCUAUUAGAGGUGGGGUAUAUGACACGUUAGGACAGGAAAAACCAAUCAAAUAAGGUGGGAGUGAAGCAGAGCUGGAGGAGAGAGUAGAGUGCUGCCCUUUAGGAGAGAGCAAGAGACAGUUAGGUUUCAGUUGGUGUGUAUGGCAUCAUUUACUGUUAAAGGAGUAUUGAUUUACUAUUAUAAUGUUCUAGAUCACCUACUGAGUACAGAAUUAUAAACCACUUAGGAAAUAACCACUAGCUGUUCUGUAAUAGCCCAACACCUAAGGCCAUUAAUCAUGGGAAGUGUAGUUCAGGGUUAUCUUUGGAUGCCAGGGUUUACACAUCCCAUCCUCCUCCUUACUAUAGAUUUUUAUUUCUCCCCCUUAGCUCCUUAUCGAGUCUUUUCUCCUCCUCCCCUUCCCCCACACACUCCCUUUGCCCUAUUUCUUGGUUACAUGAAGUGGGGAGAUUAUCAGAGAUGGGGGAUUUAGUACCAUAGCAGAGAGGUAUAUCUUGCUGUUUGGACCCUCCCCACCCCCCUCCAGAUCUCUAAAGAUCAUCGUUCAUGUUCUGCUGUCCAAAAGCAUCUGUAAAUGUAGAGUACAGAGAUAUGACUCAUAUCCCAAACAUUCCUUUAGUAGAAUUACCAUUCUUCACAAUUCUUUCUAACAUUCCUUUAUAUACCCAGAUAAUCUGUGGGUAAAGAGGGCUGUCCACGUGUUGUUAAAUAAGGCUGUCAUAAUGUGGGCAUGGAAGGAUAAAUAGGAGUGUUACUGGAACCUAGAAUGGCCAGAGUUAACUCCAGUACGAACCGGAAAUAUCAGUGCUAGUAUUAAAGGAACACUAACAUGCAUUACAAAUACAAACAUGUAUUCCUAAUGCUAUAGUGCUCCCCUACCCUUGUAGAUGUCCCCUCCCCCGUAAGGGUUUGAUAGGUAAGAAUUACUUACCUUUCUUCCUUUGCAGCGCUGGUCCCGCCACAGCCUCUCCUCCUCUCUGGCUGAGAUCUUCAAAAUGAAGGAUCUCCCCAUAGAGAAACAUUGGGAGGCUAGUCCACUUGCACAACAAAUUACCCCUCUGUGCCAAUCAAAUGCUGCUUUAGGAGCAAACUUUUACAUUCCACGGUAAAAUCAAAGGUCUGCUGCACCCAGAGUACUUCAUUAAAAUAAAGUCCUUUAGCCAAAAUCUCAUGCCAAGGUGUAGACAGAACUAUAAUACAAUAGACUAUAUGCUAAGAGCUGGAACACUGUACAAUAGAACAAUGGGGCAAGGUCAAUGGCCGUUUCUGGAAUGCAGGAAUACUUACGAACUGGUACAAUGGGCAAGGCAAAAUCAGAGUCACAAACAAACAGGGUCUGGUGUACUGGAAUAGGAAUCGGGGUCAGAGCAACAUGCUUAAGACCCUGAAACCACCAGAAGGCACUGUCCAAAAGGCAAAAGGUUUUUAUAUAUACCAGACACUUGUAUCUAAUUGCAUUGGUUGCGCCAUGUAGGACGCCAUGGAAUUAAAACAAAGGUGCGAAGAUCAUGGCUCUCGUCACUUUAGGAUGGGUGAUGUUCCGAAUUAUGAGAGUAUGCGACCUAAUAAGAAUCUUCACUGCAGGGGACCUCAGUGCCACAAAACGUAGUUUAAUGCAUGAUGGGUAACACAAGACCACAGCAGAGAGCUCAAAUCUAGGACAGGUAGCUCAGUGCAACAGCAGGCACUCAAUUCAACUGACCUUCUACUGUUACCAUGGGCUGCUGUCAAAAGAAUCAGCUAUAAAUUUUGCAAAAACAACACAUUUAGGGUUAAAUUGAAAGCAGAACUGUUACAUUUAGGCUAAAAUAGCCUAGCUGCAAGGUAGAUUUAUUUUCCAGAGGAGGUGUUUAUAGCUAACAUUUUGCAAUUUAUCAUUUAAUUCAGUGUUUAAUUAAUAAAUCUGUUUCUGAUGACCGUAGGUUGAGAGUAAAGCAACAGCUGUACAACACUGAGAUGUAGAUCUUCUACUUGCUGCGCUAUUUAAGCAUGAUAUGAUAAUACCGUGUUUUGAUGAUUGAUGCAAUUCACACACAAUGCCUUGAAUGAAUCGUUUGUCUGAGCCCACUGUUUACAGAAGCAGAGUGGAAUGAGUCCAACAAUUACUUUCUGACGUGAUCAACUACUUGAUUUCUCUUUGCAAAUUAUUUAAGCUGUCAUCCCAUACCGAUUGCGGUCCAUGAGCUCAGCAAUUUUACCAAUGACAGAACAGGAAUAAAAUGCAUUCAUUUGUGAGAAUGUAUUUUUUUUUUCUGUUUUGACAAGUAUUCCUACAAUGAUAUGGUUACAAAAACAGGUUAAAUAUUCACUUUGUGUUUCUAGAACAAAGUUUGAAUCUGAAAAUCUGUUCGAUUUGCACCAUUAGUUUUAUUUAAAGGAGCAUUCAUGUUUUUGAAGUAGAGUGUUUUCUAAUAUGGUCUCAAAAACAAAACAAAAAAAGAGUUCAGAGAAGGGCUACUAAACUGGUUCAUGGAUUGCCGGAUAAAACUUACCAGGAAAGGUUAAAGGAUCUUAACAUGUAUAGCUUGGAGGAAAGACGAGACAGGGGGGAUAUGAUAGAAACAUUUAAAUACAUAAAGGGAAUCAACACAGUAAAUGAGGAGACCAUAUUUAGAAUAAGAAAAACUACCACAACAAGAGGACAUAGUCUUAAAUUAGAGGGGCAAAGGUUUAAAAAAAAUAUCACUUUACUGAGAGGGUAGUGGACACAUGGAAUAGCCUUCCAGCUGAAGUGGUAGAGGUUAACACAGUGAGGGAGUUUAAGCAUGCGUGGGAUAGGCAUAAGGCUAUCUUAGACUUAAGAUAAGGCCAGGGACUAAUGUAAGUAUUUAAGAAUUGGGCAGACUAGAUGGGCCAAAUGGUUAUCAUCUACCAUCACAGUCUAUGUUUCAAAACAGUUUAUUUGAGAGAGCGCUCUGUAUAUACUCUUAAUGACCAAACAUAAGCAUGUACCAGAAUCAGUUUCCAAAAUUAUAUAUUUUAAAUUUAAAAUGGAAAUAGUUUCCUUGCUGUGGAAACGCUCAGAUCUCACAAGAGGAUGGCUAGUGCUCCCCGGUUCCUCUCCUGCCUUUGAUCUCCCCACCGGCUUAGAGCAGAGCCGGUGAUCGGAUAGCGCCAGCUCUGCAUGAGCCGACAGGGGAGAUCCUAAGAUCUCCCCUGCCGCUCUCACUCCAGAAGCGUGCUGUGGGGAGGGGUGUGCCCAGGCACACCCGGCACACCCCAUGCACACCCUAUGCACGGAGCGCUGAUGCUCUGCAAUAAGAUUAUGAUGUAAAAUAGUGAUGUGAGACAGGUUUCAAGCAUUGUAAAAUAAGAUUAUGAGAGUUAGAAUUUAUGAUGGAGGCCCAACUCAUUUCUAGUAAUUUGAUCCCAAGACUAUUGAUUUUAGCCCUGUAUACUGAUUUAUUGCCAGAUUAAACAAACCACGUAAUCAUGCAGAUAUUAUACAGCCUGUUAACAUCAUUUUAAUCUGUUAAAUCCUAGUAAUGCUAAUGCUGGAACUUUUGUCUAGUCUAAUUUUGUUUUAUUUAUUUUUUUAUUUUUUUUAAAUACGUCUGUAUGUUAAGAAAUUACUGUUGCACAUUACCUACAAACCACAAUUUGGACAUUGGAAAGUCUACUUUAUGCAAUUAUCCCAGAAUUCCCAGCUUAACAUGAUGCCGGUCUAUGAUCAUUUACAUGUUGGGCUGGGAAUUCUAGGAUCAUUGUGGAAACGAUAUUUCUUGGAAUUACAUGCCCAAAUUGGACUUUUCCAUGUUCCAACAUGAGAAAUGUGUGUGUAUGCCUUGAAUUUAUUUUCUGGCAUCUGUUAAUGUUUCCCUAUUUUUCUGUUUUUUGCUCAGAACAUUUUUAAUGGUGACCAGUGUUCUCAGUAUGUAGUUGGGGAAGCGGACAUCAUCAUAUUAAAAUACUCUGUCAGUGAAAAGCUUUCAUUCCUUGAUAUAAAGGACAAUUUCGCUCCAUUGGUGAAACAGAAAUCCCAUCAUCGCUUUAUUCCUGUGAUUAUUGCCGCAGUUGGAGCAGCACACAACAGUAAGCAUUGGAUCACAAUUGAAUCAUUUGUAUUUGUGCGUUAUUUGUAUCAAUAUAAUUUAUUAAAAUUGUUAUGUAAUCUAAUCUAGAGCGUUACCCCUAAUCCAUGUUACUCAAUUUUAAACUCAGCAGUAGGUUUAGUAGACCAUGAGCUGUUGAACAAGUUAGAAACAUAGAAUGUGACGGCAGAUAAGAACCAUUCGGCCCAUCUAGUCUGCCCAAUAUUUCGAAAUACUUUCAUUAGUCCCUGCCUUAUCUUAAGUCUAGGAUAGCCUUGUGCCUAUCCCACGCAUGCUGAAACUCCCUCACCUCUACCACUUCAGCUGGAAGCCUAUUCCAUGCAUCCACUACCCUCUCAGUAAAGUAAUACUUCCUGAUAUUAUUUUUAAACCUUUGCCCCUCUAAUUUAAGACUAUGUCCUCUUGUUGUGGUAGUUUUUCUUCUUUUAAAUAUAGUCUCCUCCUUUACUGUGUUGAUUCCCUUUAUAUAUUUAAAUGUUUCUAUCAUAUCCCCCUGUUUGCAAAAUAUAGGUCACAUUUUUGCCUUAUCAACUAUUUUGUAAAAUACUUUAUAUGUACAUGUAGAUGUUGAUUAUUGGGUCGCUCUAAGCCCCAUAGCAAAUCGUUGCAAAGGUUAUACCCUGCCCCCAGUCUCCCUGCUGAGAGUGACAUGUAACUGCAGCAAUUUGCAAAAGUCUCUGCCACCAUAAAACUUCAUUUUUUUUACUCCUAUGUGAGAUUCAUCCAACUUGCGUACAUGCACAGCUAGAGUGGACACCUCUCUGCUGUAAUUGAGAGAUAACAGCACACAACUUGGUUCACAAAACUAAUCAGAACCAUAUGGAUGCAGCCAACUCGCUGACUGAUUCUAAUCAUCCUGUAUGGUGAGUUGAACUGUGACUGGUGGAUAAACGACUCAUUCUGGACAGAGAUUUAUGGAAAAAGAUCAGAUAAGCCUACUUCUAAGCAAAAUGAAGUUACAAAGUUUAAUUAAUUGUACGGUGGGAACCCCAAUUUUAAUGCUGGAAAAAAACUUUUUUUUUAAUAAUUUUAGGGUUGAUUUUAACCUAUUAAAUGGCUGGAAAUCAAAGUGUCCAAGGCUUAAGUUAACGUGGCACACUGAUUGAAAGCUAGUGAUCUAUUUAAAGGGUCACUCCCGACCCCUAAAGAACUUUAGCUGGCAGAAAAGCUUUAUGUUUGUCCUAAUUUAUUCAUUUUUCAUAAAGUGCAGAUUUCAAUAAUCAGUCAAUUCAGCGUGGUUCCUUUGGGAUCCGUUUCAUGAUUAAUUACCUCGAGCCAUUAAUUUAAUGUUAAUUCUACACAAUGCUGGGUAGCACUUUUUAUGUAAAUUCAACAGCUUGUUAAACCCAUUACUGUCACUAAGAUCAUGACUAAGAACUGAAAAAACUGGUGGAAGUGAAUAAAACAUAAUUAUAGAGGAGAAAAAAAAAUCUCAUAUUGAACCCGUCUUUAUGGGAACCAAUAGAAUGUUAUCUCAACUUUGAGUGGUUUAGUAAAAUUAAGAAGAUGCAGUCUUUAAUUAGGACCCAUAUUCAGUACGAUAUCAGGGCAUACACCAGGGCUCAACUCUCAGAAUGGGGUCUCUAGCUCCCCAGUAGACUUGGGCAUUCGUAUGAAUGGAGUUUCGUACGAAAAUCUGCAUUUUUGUCAAUUCGUACGAAUACCGAAUGGCUAGACAAACACAUUAACGAACAAACAAAUGGGCGUCCAAAGAAAUUCUUCCAUGAGCCUUUCGUUUGUUCGUUCAUUUGGAUUUUUGUAUUACACUCCCCAGAAGUAAACUGUAAAUAAGAUGUUGACAGAAAGCAAUAAAGCUCAAACAAUAGCCAAUCCAGAACUCAGACAUUUAAACAGUGAUAUUUCGUUUAUAUUUGUGCAACGGAGUGUCCCUUUAAUGCAUUAAAAAUUCAUACCACGUGUGCCCUUUUAAUGCUUAGGACAGACAAACAGCAAAAUAACAGAUUCUAGCAUAUGGAUAAUUUAACAGGUGAGGUAAAAUCUGUAUUACAAUAGCUAAUGUCAGUACAAAACCUUAGUAAACAGUGUUUUACUUCGUUUUAUCUAUGGUUCAGAUCUACUAUAAACAAUACAAUACCAAACAAUACAUGGAUGACUGCUCUAUCCCCGAGUCCACUCAAUGUACAAACUUUCUCAUUUUAUCCCUUUGUGCUACUAACAUAAAAGCAAAGCCUGCUCUUUGUGUAAUGAUUUGUGAAGGCCUUUUUUGCUGGGCCAAGCACACGAGCCCUUAUUUCCGUCUACACUACUAAUAUCUAAAAGAUGGGAUGUGCCAACAUCCUCCUCGAGAGGGAAUUUUCAGGUUGAUAAAAACCUAGUGCUGAAAACUUAUAUUGGCUAUGAUGCUUGGCAGUACAGAUAGAUCUAUUUUAUGUUAAAUUAUUAUUAUUUAUAAAGCACCAACAAGUUCAGUAGCGCUGUACAAUGGGUGGACUAACAGACGCGUAACCAGACGAGUUGGACGCACAGGAAUAAAGGGAUUGAGGGCCCUGCUCAAUGAGCUUACAUGCUAGAGGGAGUGGGGUAUUGUGACACAGAAGGUGAGAGUAUGAUAAAAAGGUAGGUUGUUAGGAUAGUAUUCACUGGGGGCUUAGUGUUUUGUUUUGAUGACAGUUGCUGGAGAGGAAUCAGGGUGCGGAGAGGGAAAGUUUUUAUUUGUAGAUAAAAUACAAAUGUAACAAACAAAUGUAUUGGUUAUGAUUACUCUAUAUAAUUUUAUAUAACAAUACUUUAGUGAUACAAAUAAUGGUCCGCUACAUAAUAUCCAGACAAAGAACAAACCGUAAUGAAUUUCUGAAUUCUGAAUAUAGCUUGGAAAAUUCCUAAAGAAACCGUGUGUUUUUGUUUUGUUUAUUUUUUUUUAGAUGGUCCGUCCUGCACAUGUCCUCAGUGCACGUCGGACAGGGGGAUUUGCGUUACUACUUCUGAAGGAAUUCAGCUUGCCAAGGACCUGGCAGCCACUUUCCUGGAGCUGCAUGCGGUCAAUGACUUCUAUGUUGGAAUGUACUUUGGAGGAAUGGUACGUGCGUGUUCUCAAUUGCAUCUAAUUAUAUUUAUUGUUUGCAAUGUCGCUUGUGCAGGUGCUUGUGCACACACGGUUCUUGGAGCUGAAAGCAUUUUAGAUUUGAUUCUGUUACCAUUAUCACGGUAUUGCCAUUAGUUUAAAUAAUAUAGGAAAAGGACUCCACCUGACUCGCUCUCUGAACACACAUUAAACUCAUUUGUUAAUGUUAUCAACCAACAAUGUCAUUUAUUGACAGUCAGAGAAAACAACUAAACUGAUGCUCUGAUAAUUACCAUUGGAAUCUGUUUUCUAAAACACGAGCAUUGAUUUGGGAGAAAAGGUAUCUUUAAGGCAAUUCAAUUUUAACUUGAAUUUUACAAUGUGUAACUAUACACUGUGAUAAAUGUUUACAUUCGGUCUUUUUAUUAAUAUUAUUUUUGUUGCAUAAUCUACAAUAUUAAAAAGGUGAAAUUAAGCAGCAGGUAAUUAAUAAAUUACCUAUAUUCCAUAUUCUGGGAUAGACUUGUAUCGUCAAAAUAAGAAUACACUCUUACAAUACAGGGAGUGUGUUGGUGCCACUUCACCAAAUGUCCAGUGUUUUUAGAGCGUGCCGGGCCACCAGUGGACAAAUAAUGCUUAAGUAACUAUUCCGCACUAUCCAAAGAGCUGCAGAGGGGCCAGAAUUUGGAUAUCAAUUAUCUGUAGUUAUUAUGUUGCUUAGAGUGCCACUUUAAUUUAGCCACAUGUACAGUAGGGGGUUAAUAGCUAUUUAUAUGUAUAUACUUCCAUGAAUACACCUCCAACUGCCCUUUUAUGACCACUAGAGAAUAAUCAUUUACAGAAUAAGUUUCUACAGCAACUGCACUCGUGAUAACUAUUGGCCCUGUGAUAAACUUUGACUUGGACUUAGCCCUUUGCUUUAAUUAAGACAUGAAGAAGUUUCUUGUAUUCAAUAUCUGUAGUCAUAAACGUUAUGACAUUGCUUAAGGUUUUCAGUUGUUUUUUUUGUUUUGUUUUUUAAAUAAAGGGUAACCUACCAUUGAUCUACAUCGGGCUUCCCCAAACUCCGGCCCUCCAGAUGUUGCCAAACUACAACUCCCAUGAUUCUAUGGAUGAAAUAGAUAGGCUGAGAAUCAUGGAAGUUGUAGUUCAGCAACAUCUGGAGGGCCGGAGUUUGGGGAAGCCUGAUCAACAUGAUAGUCUUAACAGGCAUAACUAUUGUUCCAUAUUCCGAUACACUGUGAAUCACCUAGUUCUACAGUCACCCCCAUACAACAUUUUGGUUAAAAUGGGUAUAAAGAUACUAGUUAUUGGUGUGAAGGUAUAGCUGCUUGUCCAGCCUGUAAUACUUUGUCUGACAGUCUAGUUGGUCUGACCCUCGUUAACAUGAUACGUAACAUCACCAGUAUGUCUAUCGUCUUUAUAAAUGGUAGGAUAUUACAUAGUGCCAUGGUACAUGUAUCUGACAUUUCUGGAAAAUAAAAUCUGAAUAAUGUUUUGUUUGAACAUCAAUUCUACCCAAGUUUGGAUGGGAUUCAUUGGCUGACUCCACCAGCUGGCAUUUUCAGCCAUUGACUUAUGUACAAAUAGUGACUAAAAUUAUAUAUCUAAUGUAGAAGUAUGGACUUCCUCUUUAGCUACAUCUGAAGAUGGGGCGGGGGGACAGGUCCUGGGGGAACUCCUGCAGUGGUUAUGGUGCUGGUUAGGUAUGGUACCUAGAAUGCAUAAUAAUCAUCUUCAGGAUAGAUGGCUUCACUGUAGGCAAAUAUUGAGUACCACCUCUGUGUACAUGUGUGAGUGGGUGUGUGUCUGACAGUGUAUUUUGGUGUCUGUGUGAGUGUGUAUAUAUGUCUCAGACAUUGUGUACCUGUGUGUCUGAGAAUGUGUGGCAGCAGUGAAUAUCUGUGUGUGUUUGUUUUUUCUGUGGCAGUUGUAUCAGUGAGUGUGUUGUGCCUGGAAUAUCUUUGUAUAUGUAUGUGUGUGCAUGAACGUGUGUAUUUGAGUGCUUGUAUCAGUGUGUGUGUCCAAAGAAGCAAUAUGGCUGCAAUGUGGGUGGUAUGGGCAACAUCAUAGCAUUGUGACAACUAUAAUACAUAUAGAUUGACUGAACACUGUUUACAUGCUUUUAACUUCAUUAUUUGGUAAAUUAUUUAUUUUUUAAGUUUUUCUGUCCAAUUAAAGUUUUCGUUAUUAUUUCCAUUUAAUAAUGUGCUAUCUACACAUAGUGAAACGAAAAAUACAUUUAAACAUUACUUCCCAGGAUGCACAAAUGACUUGGAUUGUGAAGUGUUUUUUUUUUGCAAACCGCUUGGUAAUGAAGGGGUUAAAUGUUCUGCCCCUGAUAAUUGCAGCUUUACUCGGGUUUCAAAACGAAAAUUCUCUUUGCCCUGACCAGCUCAUUUUAAUGUUGUAUUAAAGGAACACUAUAGUCACCUAAAUUACUUUAGCUAAAUAAAGCAGUUUUAGUGUAUAGAUCAUUCCCCUGCAACUUCACUGCUCAAUUCACUGUCAUUUAGGAGUUAAAUCACUUUGUUUCUGUUUAUGCAGCCCUAGCCACACCUCCCCUGGCUAUGAUUGACAGAGCCUGCGUGAAAAAAAAAAUCUGGUUUCACUUUCAAACAGGUGUAAUUUACCUUAAAUAUUUGUAUCUCAAUCUCUAAAUUGAACUUUAAUCACAUACAGGAGGCUCUUGCAGGGUCUAGCAAGCUAUUAACAUAGCAGGGGAUAAGAAAAUCUUAAUUAAACAGAACUUGCAAUAAAGAAAGCCUAAAUAGGGCUCUCUUUACAGGAAGUGUUUAUGGAAGGCUGUGCAAGUCACAUGCAGGGAGGUGUGACUAGGGUUCAUAAACAAAGGGAUUUAACUCCUAAAUGGCAGAGGAUUGAGCGGUGAGGCUGCAGGGGCAUGUUCUAUACACCAAAACUGCUUCAUUAAGCUAAAGUUGUUCGGGUGACUAUAGUGUCCCUUUAAGUGUUUAAUCUACCUGUCACUUGCCUUUGUUUUUUUCUAAAUGUAUUUAUUUUCUUAUUCUUGAAAUGAGAUACUAUAUCUAGAAAGCUCCCUGCGCUGUGAUUUUUAACAUGAAAAGUGCCUUAAUAGCUAACUUCAAUAAUCUAUAUGUAGUUUACCAGGCACCAGUUUCUUUCUAGAGAAGAGUUCAAUUCUGUUAGCACAGGGCUUAUUAAAAUCUCCUGUAGGACAAAGAGCGCUGAUUACUUAUAUAACGAGAGUGUCAAUGGGUGCUGCAGUCAUUUGUUUGGUAAAUGAGUGAAGGACAUGAUUUUUUAUUUAUUUUUUAUAAAACAAAGUCCAAAGGAGUUUUAUUUCUUCCUUCUGCUUUUAUAAGAACUCAUUUGAGCAUGAUUAUCACCUCUUUCUGAUAUUUGCCCAAACCUCUUUUUCCUGCAGAAUAUGUUGUCAGAAUGAUUUAUAUAUCAUACAAUGUUAUUAUUAUAUUGUUAGCAUGUUAAAAGGUACAUUUGCAGGAAUAGCUUCUGAGCUUCAUAAACCACUUCAAAAAGCUGAAAUUGUUUUGGUGCCUAUACUUUUCCUUUAAGGUCAAAUUAGCCAAAUUGGAAGCAUAGCUGACUUAGAUAAUGUUUUGGGUUUUUUUUUCAUCUUGAAUUUGAAAUUUAUUUUGGAUUCAUUUGGAAUUCUCACUUUAGACCAACAUUUCCCAAUUGGUGUUCUGCGGAACCCUAGGGUUCCGUGAAACACUAAUUGAGGUUCCACCUAAAAAUGUGAAAAUAAAAUGGCCGCGGGCAGCAAGGGAGCAGUGAGCAGUGAUCUCCCUGCUCAGCUCCCUCGCACAGCAGUGGUGCUGGAGCCGGAAUAUGACGUCACUCCGGCAUCACUAAGAGGCGUGCGAGGGAGCUGAGCAGGGAGAUCACUGCUCCCUCGCCAGCCGCUCAGCAGCCCCACUGGUAGGUGACGCUACUUGGGUGAUUUGGAUUGGAACUCAAAUGCAGCUCAGCUCCCUCACGCGCCGCAGAGUGAGGCUGGGAGCCGGAAUAUGAUGCCCGCAGCCACUGGACCACCAGGGAGAUAGAGACUCUCCCCCCACCAAAGGUAAGGAGGGGGGGGUAAAUAAAAAAAUAAAACAUGUGUUAAUGUGAGUGUGUGUGUGUGUCUGUUAAUGUGUGUGUGUCUGACUGUGUGAGUGUGUUUGCUAGUGAGUUAGUGUGUCUGACUGUGUGUGUCUGUUAGUGUGUGUGUCUGUCUGACAGUUUGUGUCUGUUAGUGUGUAUGUGUGUGUCUGACUGUGUGUGUGUGUCAGUGUGUGUGUCUGACUGUGUGUCUGUUAGUGUGUGUGUGUCUGUUAGUGUGUGUGUGUGUCUGUUAGUGAGUGUGUGUCUGUUAGCGUGUGUAUGCGUAUCUGUCAGUGAAUGUGUGUGUGUGUGUAUUUAGAAGGCGGGGCGGGGGGAAGGGUUGGGUGGGGCUGGCGUGGGAGGGGGGCGCCUGAGUUUUGUCCUGCCUAGGGCAGCACAAAACCAGGAUACACCACUGUUCAUAGUGAAUAAGCAUGCUGGGAGUUGUCCUCCAUAUAAUUAGUAGCUUGAAGCACGGAGUGUCUUUGCAAAGCAAGAAACAGUUCAUAGUGAAUAAGCAUGAUGGGAGUUGUCCUCCAUAUAAUUAGUAGGUUGAAGCACUGAGUAUAUUUGCAAAGCAAGAAACAGUUCAUUGUGAAUAAGCAUGAUGGGAGUUGUCCUCCAUAUAGUUAGUAGUUUGUAGCAAUGAAGAUUUGAGUAAGCAAGCAUUAGUUCAUUAAUAAAUGAUAUUGUAGACAAAUAGUUGAAAGAUAUACUUAAGGUUAAUGUGAGUAGUCCUCAAAUAGUUCAGAGGUAUGGUCCACUUGUAAAGUAAGUGAGUUUCCGUUCUCCAGUAAUCCUCUAUGGCAUGAAGUAUACUUGUCUUAGUCCAGAAGGCUAGGACGACUUCAGAGUUUGUAGAGCCGGCGUGUCCCAGGAGCCAGCGUGCAUACUCGUAAGUAGGACCCACAAUGCCAGAGCCUGUGGAGAGGUAAGUCUGGCAGAAGUAGCUCCCAGUAUCACCAAGCCCCCUCUCUCUGGCACAGUCUCCCUAAAUACCGUCAGAGCUGUGUCAGAGGGGGGCGGGGUCCGGCUCCGCCCAGCGGAGUUCCAAACCCAGAAGUGUUACCGCAUGACAGUGCCACUAUCUGUCAGUGUGUGUAUCUGUGUGUCAGAUUCAUACACACUGGCACAUACAAACACAGAUAUACACACCUUGACACACACCGGCACAUACAAACACAGAUACACACACUUUGAAACAUAGAUACACACACCUUGACACACAGAUAUAUAGAUACAUACAUACAUACACACUGUGUGUCAAGGUGUGUGUAUCUGUGUGCCACUAUCUGCCAGGGUGUGUAUCUGUGUGUCAGAUUCAUACACACUGGCACAAACAAACACAAAUACACACAGACACAUACAAACACAGAUACACACACUUUGACACACAGACACACUUUGACACACUGUGUGUGUAUCUGUGUGCCAGUGUAUGUGUGUGUGUAUCUGUGUGUCAGAUAUACAACUAGCACAUACAAGCACAGAUAUACACACCUUGACACACACCGGCACAUUAAAAAAGAAAAUAGCGCAAUUUUCCAUGGGGGGGGGGUGGGGGGGAAUUCCACAAUGUUUAUACGCUAUGUCAAAGGGUUCCACGGGAAAAAUUAAUUGGGAACCUCUGCUUUAGACAAAAACCCUGAACAGUUAAAAUUCCCAUGAAUUCUGAAAAUUGAGCCAUAACGUUCUAACUGCAUUAAUUUAUCUUCAUGAUAACUUAACUCUUACUUUAAUGCACUAACAGUAAGCAAGGCUGUUUACUAAAGUGUGUAUUCAAAGGGAAUUUCAAAUUUAAAGGGUUACACUAACCCUUUUGAGGGGGACCCUUACAGUGUAAUAUGCCCUACUGGAAAAAAAAGAUUUACUUACCUUGAAUCCAGCGCCCGGUGAAGCUAAUACCGCUGACUUCUACGCCCCCACCGAUGUCACAGAAGCCUGUGAUUGGACUGUUUUGCUGGCACAGAGCGCAUGUACACGCUCUGGGCCAGCGAGGGGAGGGCAGUAAGAGUAGGGGGACGGGAGCGAGGGUUUUUAAAAAUAAAUAAAAUAGGAAGAAAAUACUGUCUGCAAUGAAAGCAGGCGGGAAGAAGCACAUAGGGAUAAUAGUCUGCUUACGGUCGCACUGCAAUAUAUAUAUAUAUAUAUAUAUAUAUAUAUAAUAUAUUUUUAUUUACCUAGUAACUUUGUUUACAGCAGUUACUAGGAGGACCAGUUCAACUGAUUUGUUGGUGUUUAUAUUUAUCUUUCUCUUGUUCAAUAGUUGUGUAAUAAGACUGACACCUAAUGGUCAAAUUUUAACAUUACAGUUAAAAAACGUUAUGUUUUAAUUUUGUAUAUAGUUACACUGAGAACACAAGCUAUCAAGUUGUUUUCUUUAUUCUGAUUUUAAAUAAGGAGCAUUAAAGGCACCCAGAGCACUUCAUCUCAAUGAACUGGUCUGACUGCCAUGUGCUCCUCUUUAACCCUGCAGUUAAAAACAUUCUACAGGAACGGAAAUGUUUCUAUUGCAGGGUUAACCUGCCUCUUUUGGCUGUACACCCACUAGAGGCACUUCCGUAAAAAUAGCAGAGUAAAACGAGGUCCCUCGUUUAUAUUAAUGGCCUCCACUCGCAAGGCACUAUAUCCCCCCCGUUAAUUAUUUUAACCAUAAGGACAUGGGGAGGACCUGUGCCAGGUCCCCCUUUAUUGGAUUAGGACUCGCUAGUCUAGUUUUUAUAACAGUGAGCAGCCACUGGAUACUUGCUGUUUAGCUGACAUGCCCCUAUUCACAGCUCGGCAGGUAGGGGCAGGAGGCAGAGUUUAACCUCCUUUAUUUACUAAUACUAAGUAUUUAUUUAAUUAGUAUUAGUAAUGUUGUCUGAAAGGUCAAAAUUACGAAAAGGAAAAGCUGUUCAUAAUUCUGGUCUUUCAGCUUUUUAGAUAGCUCCCUAAUCGUAAUGUGGGAUUGCCAUAAGGAUGUCAAAAAGGAGCUAUCUACUAAACAGCCUCGUCAUUUGGAACCCUUAAAUAUGGCAAUCCCACAAGGGUACCAAUUUAGAGAGUUAUGUACUAAAUGGCUGCAAGAUGCAGCCACGGCCCACCGCACAGAUUGAAAUUUCAUUUGUCCGAAUAAAAUUCCAAAAACAAUGACCUAAUUUCUUCCAAAAAAACGAAUGAACAAACAAAUGAAAUUCAGUUUGGACAAAACAAAAUUUGUUUGGACAAAACUUAAAUUUUGUCGGCGCCCAAGUCUACUAGUCAGUGCAUCACCAGGCAUUGACCUCCCCGCACGUCCCGGUUCCAUCAAGGCCAAUGAAGAGGAUAAAUAAAAACAUUAGGGGUUAUGUAUGAUGUGUUGUGUUCUAAAAGGUGGUCUAAAGUACUAGCAGGGCACAUUGCAUUGGUGACCCAUUUUCCAUGUUUGCUUCACGUUUCAGAACAGAUAGUUUUUUUUUUUUUGUUUUUAAUUAUUUAUAAAUGCCAUUGUUAUAAUUCUCCUCUUCUCUGUAUGCUUACUCUAUACGGACUGCCAAGUGCAAAGAACAAUGCUUUAAACAUUGACUGACAGAGAGAUACAUAUUUGUUAAAUAUAUCUUCAAAUAAACACGAUCUAACAGUAAGUGACAGUUGUUGAUGGUUGGUUUAAGGUUCACAUUAAAGGGAUUCUAUAGUGCCAUGAAAAAAAAAAACAGUUUUCCUGCAGCGCCCCACUUCCCUCGCGCCCCCUUUCCCGCAGUGCUGAAGAUGUUAAAAACCCUUCAGUCAUUUUCCUGAAUCCGACGUCAGCCAGCGGGGCAGACCUAAUGCACACAGACAGCAAUGGCAUUCCCUAUGGGGGAAAAUCUGACUCUGUCUGGUAGACAGCCACUAGAGGAGGAGUUAACCCUCAGAGGUAAUUAUUGCAGUUUCUCAGAAACUGCAAUGAUAACCACUGUAGGGUUAAGGGAAAUGGAACAUUGCACCCAGACAACCUCAAUGAGCUGAAGUGGUCUGGGUGCCUAGAGUGUCUCUUUAACUGCCAGGAAUAAACUUAGAUCCUAUACAUAUUAGGCAUUUAACAAUCAUAUAUGAUAUAUGAAUCUAUUUUGAAAUCUUUUUAUUUAGUUGCACAGGAUGUGUAAAAGUUAUUAUAAGCAAAAAUGUGAAAAAAGACCCCCCCCCACCCCCCAUUUUAUACAUUUUAUUUGCAUAUAAUGUUGUGUUAGGUGUACAUAAAGGACCUUAAAGAGACACUAUAGUCACCAGAACAACUACAGCUUAUUGUUUGUUCUGGUAAAUAUAAUCUUUCCCUGCGGGUUUGUUGCUGUAAACACUGCCUUUUCAGAGAAAAGGUAGUAUUUACAUUGCUCCCUAGGGAUACCUCCAGUGCCCACUCCUUAGAUGGCUACUAGAGGAGCUUUCUGGGGCAGUGCUGCACAGCAUUCAGUGUCCACCCUCUGCAUGGAGACACUACUUUCCUUAUAGAGAUAUGGAUUGGCCAGGACUUGGUUAGUGCUGGCUCUGCCCCUGAGCUGCCUCCUUGACAAUCUCAGCCAAUCCAAUGCUUUCCUAUGGAAUAAAGGUAAGAUUUUACUAUGUUUAGGGGGUAAGGAGCGACCAGGGGGGAUAGAUAGUGUUUUUAACAUUAUAGGGUCAGAAGUACAUGUUUGUGUUCCUUUAAAUGAAAGCCCUUUCUGUCCUUGUACAAAAUAAUAUAUAAUAUGUAUGUGGCAUUUGAAGAAAAACCAUUAAAUGAUGGCGGAAUAAACCCAUAGUUCAAACUCAAGGUUUUGUUUUAGUUCAGAAUGUGGGUUAUAGCUUACAUGCCUUAAAGGGUUAUGCUAUAUUUAUGACUGCAUUGCCGCAAGUGCAUUUGAAAUCAGUGCUAUCUCUACAGGGUGAGAAACACCCCUCAAAAAAUGAAAUUUACAUGUCAAUUCCAUAUCUACUAAUAGAGUCCUUUUAAAGCUUUGUAUCUCUGGAAAGUACUUGUGAAGCUGUUUAAAUGUAUUGUACAGUAUCAAUGUCAUAUUUCCUUGUCUUUGAAGUUCUUGAUACAUGCUUGCAUUUAUAUAUGUAGAAAUUCAGUAUUAGAUCCUCCUGCAGUUUUAUAUACGUUAAAGGGACACUAUAGUCACCAAAACAACUUUAGCUUAAUGAAGCAGUUAUGGUGUAUAGAUCAUGCCUUUGCAGUCUCACUGCUCAAUUAUCUACCAUUUAGAAGUUAAAUCACUUUGAACCCUAGUCACACCUCUCUGCAUGUGACUUGCACAACCUUCCUAAACACUUCCUGUAAAGAGUCAUCUAAUGUUUAUCCUUUCUUUAUUGCAAGUUCUAUUUAAUUUAGAUUUUCUUAUCUCCCGCUUUAUUAAUAGCUUGUUAGACCCUGCAAGAGUCUCCUGUAUGUGAUUAAAGUUCAAUUUACAGAGCAAGAGAUAAAAUUGUUUAAGGUAAAUUACAUCUGAUUAAAAGUGAAAUCCGUUUUUUUUCAUGCAGGCUGUGUCAGUCAGAGCCAGGGGAGGUGUGGCAAUGGUUGCAUAAACAAAAACAUAGUUAUUUAACUCCUAAAUGGCAGUGAAUUGAGCAGUGAAACCUGAGAGGCAUGAUCUAUACACUAAAACGGCAUAAUUAAGCUAAAGUUGUUUAGGUGACUAUAGUGUUUCUUUAAAUGGAACAGUAUCUUCUAUAAUAAGGACUGAUGUAGCCAUAGUUGCUUGUACCCUCACCCCAGUAAAUCAUGUAUCCUUUGAAGGUCUCCUGUUUUGAUUAGUGCAGUAGAGGUAAGUAUACACAAAUGGCUUAUUAACCUGCAUGAGAACAUACUGAUUUUCUCCAUUUGUUUUUUUUCUCUCUCUGUAUAAAUCUCGGUCUGUCUACAUUUUGAACUUUCUGGAAUUUUUACAGAUGGUUCCAUCACAUUUUAAGCUUGAUACGUCGUAUUCCCAGCUUGGGAAUUGGACACUCACACCAAUCUUAAAUAGUUACAUUAAAUGACUGGGAAUUUCUAGUUUUGAUGGAUGUCGUAUAUUUCACUUCCAGUUGGAAUACUUUAUACGUCAGGCUUUCAAAGACAAGUCCGCAGUGAAGGGAGAAAAGAAAAACCUAAAUAAAUGUUGCCUUCCAGUUAAACCCCCAGAAUUAGAACAGCCAGGUAUGUAAAUUGUUCACUGUUUCAUUGUGAAAUGAUGUUGUUUUCCCAAUCAAACAUACUUACAUUUUAAUUAGGGCCUCCCCAAAUUGUAUUGUGCUCCAAAUGAUCUGGCAUGUGAUCACUAAAACUCCGAAUUGCAGUGAUCUGACCAAAUACUAAACAUUAGGCCAAAUAGUUACACUGAAAAAUAUCCGGCUAUAGUCACAUCUUGGCAAUUUUCAUUACAGUUCAGUGUUUAGUGAAUAAGCCCCUUUACGUACCCAUGCUGUAGAGGAACAGAUUAUUAUUUGUGUUUAUAUAGCGCCAACAUAUUCAGCAGCGCAUUACAAUUCUAAUGUUGAGAUAUAACAGUAAAAAAUACGAAACACACUAUUAUAAAUGUUGUCAAGAAUAAAAGAGGUUAUUGGGGGCUCUGCUCAUACAAGCUUACACUCUAGAGGAGAUAAGGCAUAAAACCACCAGUGGAGGGUAGCAUGGUAAAUAUGAUCAAUUGGUUACUGCAGGCAAGCAGUAGAGUAGGAAGGCUGGUGAAAUGGACUCUGGAGACAAUAAUAACGGCCUCGAUUUAAUAUAUUUGAAUAAGCUUUUCAAACGAAUUAAUAUUUUUGGCUAAAAAGAUUAAAUGUUUUGAAAAAUUUUUUCAUAUUUUUUUCCAUUUAUUGAUAUAUUUAUAUAUAUAUAGGAUAUAUGUUUUGAUAUUUUAAUAUUUAAGCAUUUAAAAAAAAAAAAACAACAACUUAUCCAACCAUAUUAAAUAAUUUAAACAGGCUUUCCAAAAAUAUUUAGUUCAGGCUCGGUUUAGAAGAGAGGGGGCAGACAAAAUUUUACAAAAUAACAAUAAUGAGGUAAUGGAAUUUCCUCAUUAUGAUGUAAAAUAGUGGUAUUUGUGUUUCAGGGAUUCUUUCAAUUAUUUGUGUUAUUGAAAACAGUUUGACAAAAAUAAAACAAAAUUGAGAGACCGCACGUGCAGCUUCUUAGCACCAUACCCACUACAUUGAUCUAUGAUAGUGCUUGAAGUGUCCCUUAAAAUGGAUAUUCUAAGCAGAACUUCUACUCUCAUAACAGUAUAUCAGCUUAUCACAGGUGUUAGGAGAAAUGUACAUUGAUAAUGCAGAAGUUGUAAAAUCCACAUUAUCACUGUGGCUGAGGAGUGCCCUGUUUUAUGUUUAAACCUUUCUCAAAUUGAGACUCCAGGCAAUAUAACCACAAUACUGAGCAGUAGCAUUCCCUUUGCUUAGUGUACCCCUUUAAGUACGUAAGCAUCAAUCCACAUUUAACUCCAGGGACUUGAAUGAUUUUGUGCAUGAUGAUUAAAUUACUAACCAUUAAAGGGAUUCUAUAGUGCCAGGAAAACAAAGCCGUUUUCCUGGCACUAUAGAAUCCUACAGUGCCCGCCUCCCUCGCCUGCCCACUCCGGCGGGGCUGAAAGGGUUAAAACACAUUUCAGUCACUUACCUGAAUCCAGCUCCGAUGUCCCUCGCUGCUGGGUCAGGCUCCGUCAACGCUCCUCCCCUGCAGACGUCAGCCGGUGGUGGAGACCUAAUGCGCAUGCUAUGGAAAAAAAAUGGGGAAAAAUCUGACGCUGGAGGUCCUAAUGCUGAGUGUGAGAACGUCCAGCGUCACAUAAUGGACCAAAGGUCUGUUUCAAACCAGUAAGCCCUCUAGUGGCUGUCUGGUAUACAGCCACUAGAGGUGGAGUUAACCGUGUAUAGUAAUGAGCUGAAGUGGUCUGGGUGCCUACAGUGUCCCUUUAAGCUGUUCUAUAAUUCUCCUAAAUAAAUGCAGAUAUUUUUAAAUGUAUGUUGUUAACUGGGGGUACAGUUUAUCUGGGGGCACAGCUACCAACUCCAAAUGCUAGUAGUUAUUAAAUUGAAAUGUACCCUACUCAGUAAUAUCUCUAAAACAAUGAUCAACAACAGGCAGAUUCCCCUCUGUUGAAAUACAUCUGUCACAAAACUUUACCAGUCUAAACAGUUGGGCCGUAACUUUCUAAUGCUCCUUCUCUAGAAUUCUAAUAUGUGAUAGUUCAUUAAUAAAACAUCAAUAUUUUAUUCUACUACAAACAUUUCUAUAUACAUUAAUACAUAUAUACAUUGAUAUAUACAAUAUAGUAACCUGCUGCCUAUGUUGUUUUUAUAGAAAAGUUACCAGUAUUGAAGGACGAGCCCUCACAGUAUGAGUCGAACUUUCAAGGCCUAUUGGUGCGCUGUCAGUGUGUGGAUGUGAUAUUUUGCGGAUCAGACUUGGACGAGGUGUCGGCAGCUCAUCGCAUUGUGCUGUGCAGUAUAAGUCCUGUGUUUAGAUUCCUAUUUAAUAAAAAGGAUGCCGGUGACAUUGGGGACCCUGCUCUACCAAUGGCUAUAUAUGAUCUCUUCUCUCUGUGUACAGAGGACAAUAACACAGCUCUCAGCUCCCCUGUAAGGGUUAUUGUUAAGGACGAUCUUUUCAGUUCAUGUUUAUCAGACAUUCUGCACUUCAUUUAUUCAGGUACCAUGUGUGAUCACCAUCAUUCGUUCGCUUUUGAUUCACUUGUCUCAUGCUAAAUCCUCAAUUAAGUCCAUCGUGUACAUUCAUUUGUUCAAUGCAGACCAACUGCAUUUGUAGAAUAAAGCACCCUAACAAUAUAUUGGUGAAAAUGCUUUUGUAUUUCUUUUUAUUUUGGUACUUAAAGGAACACUAUAGUCACCAAAACAACUUUAGCUUAAUUAAGUAAUUUUGAUGUAUAGAUCAUGCCUCUGAAGUUACACAUUUCAAAUAUCUGCCAUUUAGGAGUUAAAUCACUUUUGUUUCUGCUUAUGCAGAACUAACUACACCUACACUGGCAGUGAUUACACAGCCUGCAUGAAAAAAAAAAUGGUUUCAUUUUUAAUCAGAUGUUAACUUACUUUAAAAGUUUUUAUCUCUUGGUCUGUAAAUUGAACUUUAAUCACAUACAGAAGGCUCCUGCAGGAUUUAGCAAGCUUUUAACGUGCAGGAGAUAAGAAAUUCUAAAGAAAAAAAGAAUUCACAAUAAAGGAAGUAUAAACAUUAGAUGACUCUUUACAGAAAGUGUUUAGGAAGGUUGUACAAGUCACAUGUAGAGAGGUGUGACCAGGGCUGCAUAAACAAAGUGAGUUUACUCCUAAAUGGCAGAGAACUGAGCAGUGAGACAGCAGGUGCAUGAUCUUUACACCAAAUCUGCUUUAUUAAGCUAAAGUUGUUUUGGUGACUAUAGUGUCCCUUUAAUACAAAUAAGAGAUUGGCUUCUCAGAGGAAUCGUCAUGUCUGAUACACAGAAUUCUACAUACAAAGUAUAAUGAGAUACAGUUAACCAAUAAAGGACAACUGUGCUAUACUUUACUCUGUUCUUUAUAGGUUGACUGUAUCUCAUUAUAUUUUGCAUAUCGUGUAUUGUGAUAUUUCCAACUACCAGACUAUCAUCCUUUUUUUUAAAUGUUCUAUUCCCAGAGCUGCUGCUGGAUCUUUCCUUUCUGCUUGUCUCCAUAUUACAUGAUUUAUAUAUUGCAUGUUAAUUUCAUACAAUUCCCUUGUAAUUUUUUGCAUUUUUUUAAAGUUUAUAAAAAAAACCUCUUCCUGACUCCUUCCUGUCCCGUUUUAUGUCCUUUAAAGUCUUCCCCCUCCUUUUGCACAUUUUCUUGUCUUUCCUUCUCUGUUAUAUAACUAUCCCAUUCACAUCAGACACUCUCUCUCCUCCUGUUUACGGGUCUCUUCCUAACUGAGAAAUAUUAUCUAUUUAAAGCUGAUUAAAUAUUCAAAAGCACAGUCAUCACGAUUACAUUAUUGUAUUUUCUUUCCUUUCUAGUAAACUCUAAAAUCUACAUUUGUUUAACCAUCUCGAACACACAUAUAUAUAUUGUAGAUUGUCUGUCUAUAUUUUGUAAGUUGGUUGUCAGAGGACAUUAUUUGUAUAACCAGAUCUCAUUUGCAUAAUGCUAUAUAUAUUCAAACAGAGAUGUGUCUGACUCAUGUAUGAUUUUCAUGGAACUAAAUCUCACAGAAAAGCAGGACAGGAAAAACAAGUUAUAAUAAAUGUAACUAUUACUAAGAAAUUAUAUUCCAGUAAAGAAAUAGAACACUGAAAAAUCAUUUUUCUCUGUCCGUACCCCCUAUUACCUAUACCCAACGACAGACUAGACACCUUGUUUGUUCAAUAAAUAUUUUACUCCUUGUUAGAUGAUAACGUAUUUACAUUGUGAACACUUCUGAAUAUACAUCUCAUCUAAUCCUCUUAAUAUUUCAGGACUGGAUGUUAAAUCUAGAUAUAUCAUCUUUAAUAAAAUUAAACUUAAGAUGCUCCAGUCAAGGCUAAUCUAAAUGAUAGACGAAGGGGCAUCCUUUUAAUAGGAUAGUAUGGUUUUUAUAUUAUUAUUAUUAUUAUUAUUAUUAUACAGACGCCACUUACUGGAGCAUCUCUUGCCAUUUAACUGCUAGUAGAGUCGCCAAACAGUGCAUCUGCAACUUUUUGUAAUUUUUAAAAAUAUUUUAGCUUUUUUUUUUUUUUUUUUUCAAUGCUUUAUCCUUGAAAUAUAUUAAAACAUAGGCGCACAUUUCUCCUAUAAUUUCCUCUUGAUUACGUGAUCUUAUGUCUUGCGUGGCUGUUAACACUAAAGAAAGUUCCAUCUAAUUAUAAAAUAUCAGGAGAUACUAGAAUUGUACUAUCCAGUUAUUUGGAAUAUGUAAAUGUAUGAUCUGACACAUGGAUCAAACAUCACUAGAUUUAAAAAAAAAUAAAAAAUGAUAGCAAUGAAUUCAGCCUGGGAUUCCCGAUGUAUCUAACUGACAUCUGGUUCUUCCCAUCUCAGGUGCAUGUCAGUGGGGGCUGCUUGAACAGUGCCUUAGAAAAAAGAUGAAAGAUCCGGCAGGUGUUGUACAUGUCCUACAGAGAGUCCGAUGGAUAGUAAAAGUAAGGAAUCCUUUUAUUUAGUAUGGUAUUAGCAUGCUCCAUGCAAUAUAAAGAUUUCUAUUAACUGCACCUACCUACAAUGUCUUCCAACAUGUCAAAUGGCCAGAGAGGGACAGUUGUGACACAAAAGGACACAAGAGAAGGAGGUACAAGCUAAUUUAGGUGACAUAAAGGAACACACACACACUGCUAUACACACACAAACACUGCCACACACUACUAGAUAUACACACACACUGCCAUACACUGCUAAACACACACACACACACACACUAAUGUAUACACAUUGACAGUAAAUGGGUUACUAGCUGCAGUACUGGCAAUUACACCACCUUAAUAAAUAAUGUAAUAAUUUGCACAUUGAAUUAAACUGCAGUAAAAUGUAUAUCUCCAAACCUCCCUCGCACAAACCGAAGUAAACUGACCACCACAAUGCAAUGAUUUGUGGGCCCAGAACAUACUUGAAAACGAGAGAAAUCUCAAUGUAUCUUUCCUGGUAAAAUAUUUUAUAAAUAAAUGAUAUCUAGUUAAUUAAUUGUCAUUUUCUGCCUGUAGGAAGAAAAUCCAUCAGAUCUGUCUUCAGGUUCACCGACCCUCUCUCAUUCUCUGGGACACUAUUUUAACACUCCUUUCUUAGCAGAUAUAAUCUUCCAUGUCCAAGGUAAUUUGCCAUUAUUCUCACAAAUUCACAGUACCAAGAACAGUUAUCGUAACAUUUCACAUUUUCGGGGUUAUUUACCAAAGUCAGUUGGCUCUUUUACUUUAACUUUAAAAAUGUGAAUGUCAUAUAAUGUACAAAACAAAGCAAGUUUUUUACAGUGGUAAAAUCUUUGAUUUGUCAAAGGAGCAAUAACGUAAUAAUGGUCUCCAACCAUCAGAAAUCACCUGACAGAAAUCACCUGACAUGCGGCCCCAGUUAUGACCUGCAACGUGUCUGCAUCUAUUUCCUGGUAUUCCUGAUGAGCCUUUAUAUGUAGUUGUAUAUGAGAAACACAGCUACAAACCAUUAAUACAUGCAAAAUGGCAUGUCUUAAAGGUCCACUACAGUGCCAGGAAAACAAACUCGUUUUCCUGGCACUAUGUAGUCCUUAGGUUCCCCCCCACCCCCAGCCUCAUGGCCCCCCUCCCGCUGGGCUGAAGGGGUUAAAAUCCCUUCAGCCACUUACCUUUAUCCAGCGCCAGCUCCCUCGGCGCUGGUGACCUCUUCUCCCCUUCCGACGUUGGCUCCCAAGUGCUCAAUGAUUUCCUAUGAACGUCAGCAUCUUCUCACUGUCAUUUUCACAGUGAGAAUCACGGAAACGGCCUCUAGUGGCUGUCUGGGAGACAGUCACUAGAGGCUGGAUUAACCCUCAGUGAAACAUAGCAGUUUCUCUGAAACUGUUUUGUUUUCAGCUGCAGGGUUAAAACUAGAGGGACCUGGCACCCAGACCACUUUAUUGAGCUGAAGUGGUCUGGGUGCCUAUAGUGGUCCUUUAAAUAAUGUAUUUAUUUUGUAACAAUUUAGUAGAUAUACCCCAAAUGAAAACACGCCUGCAUUAAUUGCUGAAUUUGGCCAUUCAGGGUAAUAUAUAAAAAAAGACGCAGUUCUCUUUUUCUGCAACCCUCAUCCUCAUGGAGAUCUCCUGGCUGAAAGCUAGGAAGUCCACGGACAGGGCUGAAGUGGGCUCUGUGGGUUUGUGCUUGGGGGGAAAAGCUAAUAGAAUCAGAAAUAACUCCUCCUUGGCUGUCUGACAACCAGGAACAUGUUUCUUACAUUAGUUCCAAAGGUGCCAAUUUCAAAGAGAAAUCAGCAUGUUAAUACACUGCAAUUAAAAAGAGAUACUCCACACACAUAGAGCACUCCAGCAAGUAGUGUCCCUUUUAAAAGCAAAACAAACUCACCCAGUAGCCUAUAACAUGGCUAACUGUACAUUAGAACACAACAAAUGUAACACAUAGCAAAUGAGAAAUUUACUGAGAAUUGGAUGCCUUUCUACUUAAUGGAGCCUGGGUCUCGGUUUAUUGUGAAUGGGGUAAAAAACUAUCAAAAUGGCAAAAUUAGUUUAUACGAGUUUUUAUCUCGUAUGAUAGAAUCGAUCUUUAGCAGAGCUCUGCGUUUCUCUUUUAACGUAAUCUAGCAAAUAAAUGUUCACGCGGUAAAUCAAAAAAGGCAAAAAGGUACAAAUAUUUAUUUAUCUCUGCAUGGAUUCUGGGUAGAGGGAAAUCUAUAAGCAAAACAAUAUUAAAGGGACACUAUAGUCACCCAGACCACUUCAGCUCAAUGAAGCGGUCUAGGUGCCAGGUCCCCCAGGUUUUAACCCUUCAGAUGUACACUUACAUUGCAGGGUUAAUCCAGCCUGUAGUGGCUGUCUUACUGACAGCCGCUAGAGGCGCUUCUGCGACACUAGAUCCGAAAAUCACAUUCAGCGUGCAGAAUCUCCAUAGGAAAUGCUUUCCUAUGGACUGUUUGAAUGCGCACGCAGCACUUGCUGCGCACGCGCAUUCCGCUCCACUCAGGAGCUGACGUCGGCGGGGGAGGAGAGGUCACCAGCGCCGAGGGAGCCCGGCGCUGGAUUAAGGUAAAUUGCUGAAGGGGGUUUAACCCCUUCAGCCCAGCAGGAGGGGGCCCUGAGGGUGGGGGGGACCCAAGGGUUAUAUAGUGUCAGGAAAACGAGUUUGUUUUCCUGACACUAUAGUGAUCCUUUAAGACAUGGAUGUAUAGCCAUAAUAGAAUAGAUAUUCAGACAGCUAGUAAUGUGACAGGACCGAGCUGCGUGACUCAGAUAAUGUGCGUUUAUAUAAGUACUUAAUCAUGGUACACUGACCUGUAGGGUGUAGUCUGAUUACAUUUCUAGCAUACUUUACCUUGACCAAACAUGAUGCACACCUCGCUUUGCUGAAUUCAAGAGAAAAUCCAUGUGAGAAUGGAUGAGAUUAAAAGGACAAAGGGAAGUGAUCUAUAAUAAUCUGGUGUUAUAUAUAGUACAGAAUUACAGAAUUUCAGAGGAAAAUGGUUUUGUCACACAGGCCUAUGUAUCCAAUGGACGGUAGGCGAGCUGUAGAUCAUUUAUAAUAAACAGCAGACGAACUGAUCUAAACACAUACAAUUUUUAGGACUUUUCUAAUUACAUUGUUAUCCCCAUGUGUACAUUUUCCAUAAUGUGUUACUGCGAUCACUUUUCACUUAAUUUCUCCACAAUCCUGUUGUUUGCUGCAUUUUUCUACUGUUUGAUCUCCACCAUAGUCUUAUCCUGAAAUCUCGGGUUUCCAGGUCUGCAAAUGUUGCUGGCUAGCAUCUUCUGGAUUAUAUUAACUUCCUGUUUCGUAUCCAUGAUGACCUCCUAUAAUCACCUCAUUCAAUUCUCUCCCUUCCUGUUCUGCUUUUAUAGAUAGAGACUGUUUAAAUUACUUUCACUAUUUGAGACACAAGGAGUGAGCUGUUGGGGCAUGAAAGUGACGAACAAACUGAGCCCAAAAUAGCCAAAUUUGCCAAAUUAGCCAUUUUUUGAGUUCAACGAUUUUGGCCUAAAAUGUUAAAUUCACAUUCAUUUCCCAACAACUUUUGAGAUUAACCUUUAUUCUGAUUUACAAUGUAUCACUUUACACCAGGCUCUCAAAAAUCAGCACGAUAUUCAAAGCAAUAGCCUAUGAAAACCACUUAACUGCUUAUUAGUAGUUUAUCAGAUCACAAAACCAAUCUCAGCUGAUAUCCAAUGUAACCUUUGCCACGUAACACAAACAGAAGAAUUCAAAUCUAGAAAAACUUAAAUUGUGCUGUGACAUGUUGUGCUAAAAUAAAAAAAUUUAAAAAUACAGGUCGCCUAGCAUAAUUUGAAAUAAUGCCUAGUGCUUAUGCACAAGAGGCUUCAAAAUACUACAGUUGGGCAAACUCGUUUUCCUACGGGAAAGCAUUGGAUUGACUGAGAAUUUCAAGACUGAUUAUCUCAGCCACGGAAGCGGGGCCAGCAGCAAGCAUAGAACGGCGAUGGAGAGAAAGUAAAAUACCUUUUAUCUCCAGUCUGAUGAGGGGCAGUGACAUAUAUGAUAGUCCAUAUUUGUAUUCUGAACACCUUAGUGUUUCUUUAACUAUUUUAUUUAAUCGCCCCCACCCAUUUAUUUGGUACACGGGGGAAGACUCUAUGGCAUCCCCCUUAUUAAUUUAUCAGGUGCCCCAACAUGGGGGUACGGGGAAACCUGUGUUAGGACCCUCUUUAUUGGAUUAGAAAAUGGGCAGUAUUUUUGUUUACAGCAGCGAGCAGCCACCGGCUGUUUAGAAGUCAUGCUCAAUAUUGGCGGCACAGCAGGUAAGGGCAGAAGGGAUUGUUUAAUCUUCCCUAUAUACUGAUAGUAUUUUUACUUUGUCUUUCAUUAUGAAAAAGAAGGGCUUUUCAUAAUUUUGGUCUUUCAGCUUUUUAGUAGAUAGCUCCUAAUCCUUAUGUGAGAUUGUCAUAAGGAUACAAAAAAGGGGCUGUCUGCUAAACAGCUCCCUAAUGUGGCAAUUCUACAACUGUAUCAAAUUUAGGGAGUUAUCUACUAAAUUGAUGCAAGAUACAGUCGCGGCCUGAGACACAAAUCUGAAUUUGUUUAGUCUGAAUGAAAUUCCGAAACGAAAAUAAUGGCCUAAUAUCUUCCACAAAUGAAUGCACAAACAGAGUAAACUCCGUUCUGCAAUAACAAUUUUUUGUUUGUUUUUUAAUCUGAAAGUAUUUGGGCAAAACCAAAAUUUUGGCAGUGCCCAAGUUUAUUAAAUACCACUAUAAUACUACAACAAGCUAAAUGGAUUUACACUGCAACAGAGUGCUAUUCCAGUAGUUUAGCCAUUGGCUAGUUUAUCGUCUAAAUCAUACUGUGUCAGGAGCAAUUAUAUUUAGCAACUUCGCAUGAAAAGCAGUCUGCUAAAUUACAACUUUUUUUCCCCUAAUAUUUUUUUAACAAAGUCAGAUGCAUGUUUUUGUAAAAAGUAAAAAAUCUCUUAAACCUUAGAACCACCUCUUGUGUUCACUUACAAGAGGAAGUGGUUAGUCAAGAAUAACAGUCAGGGCUGGAGUGGUCCACCGGGAUACCGGAAAAUUUCCCAGUGGACCGCGGCUCCUGGGGGCAGCGCAGCGCACUAAUUCUUUCCACCCAUAGAGAGGGAGCCGGCUGGUUUCAGUAACAUCGUGGCCAUCGGCCACAUGAAGGUGUUGCCGGUUCGGUGGCACACUCUGAGGGAGGAGGCCGGCCGCGUUCAGCAGUUACCUUUCGGCCAGUGGCCGCAUCUCAUGUUAUGGUGGUGCCAACAGGACGGCUGGCCACCUAGCUGUUCCGGCGGCACGCUCACUAAUACUGACAGCCGUGCAGCUGUCAGAUAGCACAGGAGGACUGAGGGAGGGGACAGACCUCACUAUCAUGCUCCCUCGCGGUUCCCACAAUUCCCAGCACAGCCACAUCAUAGAAUAGUAAAAACCAAAGUAAAGAAAAAGUUACCUGCACUCUCUCCUUAAUCCCUAUGUAUAUUUAUACAAAUGGAGGUCAUUUAGUUGCUCCAAUGGCCAUUGGAGGGAAUGCCCGCCUGCCAACGUCAAGGCAGACCCCCCUAAAGCGGGUCCUACACUGACCCUUCAACCUGCUUCCUUGAGCUUCAGGCAAAGAUAUCUCUAAUGAGACAGAGAGGGGGCCGGCCCAGUAGUGCUGGCCCAGUAGUGAUGGGAGUGAGCACAGGACUUAUCUUUUUGUAUUUGUAUUUACAGGGAAGAGAGAAACACAUGGAGGAGAGGGAGAGAAAGAGACACAGGAGCAGUGAGGGGGAGAAAGAGACACACAGAGGGGCUGGGGGAAGAAUGCUGCACACAGAGGGACUGGGGGGAGACAAAGAGACACACAGAAGGAUUGUUGGGGGACACAGAGAAGGGAAGGGGAACAAAGUGACACAUUUUGUGGGGGCAAAGCUGUGCUGGGGAAGAAAGACACAUAGAGUGGCAGGGAGGAGAGAAAGAGGCACACAGAAGGACUGGAGUUAGAAUAGACACACAGGGAAGGGGAAAAAGACAAAGGGGCUGGGCUGGGAAGAAAGAAACAUACAGAGGGCUGAAGAAGGGUAAUAAGAGACACACAGGUGCUGAGAUGAAGUAAAAGUGGGUUUGAAAGAGAAGGGGAGUUGAAAGAGACACCAAGGAGAAAAAUUGGAGACAAGAUACACUAAAUGAGGUAAAAAAAUGAAAGAAGGGAAUAAUAAACACAAAAAACCAGCACGUAAUUCAAAAGGAGGUUAAGAGAAACACAAGAGAAGAUGCAUUUUUUUGUGUGUGUUUGGGGGGCAUGGGGGUGGGGGGAUGCAUUUUCGCCUGUGUCUACUGCUCUCCCUGUAACUUAGUUCUUCAGUACAGGAAUUUAUGCCCAAGAGCUAAUUGACAGGUGAGCGAAAGACCUCUUAUUAAAUAGAUUUUCCUUCCAAUAUAUGCAUUUUGCUAGCAAUCUUUCUAAUACAAUGUACAGAUAGACGUGAUUAAUGUGACUCUGACAGUAAUGCACACACACACACACACAUAUAUGCAUGUAGAUUAAUGUGUGUAUUUGUGAUAUAUAUAAUUGUACCUAUAAUAUUUAAACAUAUAUUAAUAUACAUUUAUAUAUGCAUAAUACACACAGAAAUGUCAUUAAUAUAUAACUAAACUUGAUAACUUCAUUUUUCACAGCUGUGUAACAUUCAACAUCUCAGUCCCAUUACCAAACUUUCCUUAAUAUGUCGAGGUAGUUGGACUGAAACAUUGAUUAUAUGCAAAUGUACGUCUGCUUAAAAUAAAUCCGCUCUUUUGUUUAUUUUGAAGCCCUAUGAGGGCUUUCUUUCAGUGCAGUAAUAGUUUUCAAAUUUAGGUUUUCUUUUCCCACCACUAUAUCAGCACACUAUACUGGCGCAAAGCAUUAUUGGGCUGGUAUAGAAUUUUUUCCAGGGCUGCUUUUAUUUCCCAGUCCGGCCCUGUUAACAGCUGUAUGAUUUUUAUAAACCUUAUUUAAUAUAUGGCUUUUUCUUAGAAUGUUCUAUACCAGCUAUACAGCAGUAGUGUCAUUCAUGGCAGACCAUGUCAUUAAUUGGUUCAUUCAUGAAAACACAACUUAAGUCGCUUGGAGCUUUCUGUUAAUUCAUAUGUAUAUAUAGCUUUAUUCAUGUGAUUUACUUAUAGUUGGAUAGCUUCAUUACAUAUCCCACAAUCCAUUGGUUCAAUGAACUUUAUCAGAUAUCUAGAAUGAAAACAGAGGUCAUUUCUCGGUCUAUGCAGAAAUCACUGUAAAUUAGAAAAUCACUGUGUGUUUAUUAAUAUCUUUUUUUAUUUUUCUGCAUAAUUUAGUCAUGAUAUAUAUCUAUAAUCCAUUGAAAGGGAGAGGAGGUAAUGGAAAAUAUCUUUGCAUACUAGUCUAAUUUACUAUAACAAUAUUGUUAUUGAGGUGAAUAUUCUAAAUGGUAACUUAUGCUUCUGUUGAUAAAAAAAAAAGUUAUUCAAAAAAAAAAAGGGGAGUGGGGGGGGGGGAGAGAAAGUCAACACCUAGAGUUCUCUUUGAUACCAAGUCAUAUCAAGUGAGUAUAGCUAAGAGGUUUUAAGCGAUACUAGAAUAUUUUUAGUUUAGUAUAAUAGCUUUCGUAGUCACAUUAACCAUACAGCUAUUAUAGUUUUGGUAAAUUAACAGUAUGUAUACUUGUGGGGAUGGCACAGUAUAGUAGACAAUGCCUAUUAAUGAGAGUGUAUUGUAAGAUAUAUGUUGUAAUAUUUCUGUGUUUGUAUUUCAGGCUUUGCAGUCCCUGCCCACCGCGCUGUGCUCGUAGCUCGAUGUGAAGUCAUGGCCGCUAUGUUCAGUGGGAAUUACAUGGAAGCGAAGAGUUUUCAGAUUCCUGUUUAUGGUGUUUCUAAGGACACCUUCCUAAUAUUUCUAGAAUACCUUUAUACUGAUUCCUGUUGUCCUGGUAAGCUGUAACACCCACACUGUUAGCAUCUGCUGCAGAACUUCAUGCAUAACUUCCAUUUUACCCUUAGUACUUCCACGGGAGCCAAGCAGAACCUUUAUUUUGAGGGACAUUAAAGAGACUCUAUAAUCUCUGACCAUUUGCAUACUCUAAUAGCUAACUAUAUUAUCAUGUUAUAUUUGUGCUGUGCAUUUUAUUAAUUCCUAUUAUAUGCAAGACCAUCAAAGUUUUAUCCUACAUACAGUUUGCUAUUCACUAAACUGGUAAGUAUAGAGCAUUGAGAAGGCCAGUAUUGCUGGAUUGUGAACUGGCUUACAGCUGGGCUAUUAUGGCCUAAAUUUUGCAAUGUCUUCAUCAAUUUUUCAAACUUUCUGGGUUAGUGCACAACCCUGAGUGUAAAUCUCAUCACUGUGAUUGUCUAACCGUGUUUGAACAUGCAUAGACAAUAAUUGUGUUUGAGCAUGGGAAGACGAUAAGCGUGUUUGAACAUGGGAAGACAAUAAUUGUGUUUGAGCAUGGGAAGGCGAUAAUUGUGUUUAAACAUGGAAAGACGAUAAUCGUGUUUGAACGUGGGAAGACAAUAAUCGUGUUUGAGCAUGGGAAGACGAUAAUCGUGUUUGAACAUGGGAAGACGAUAAUCGUGUUUGAAAAUGGGAAGACGAUAAGCGUGUUUGAACAUGGGAAGACGAUAAUCGUGUUUGAAUGUGGGAAGACGAUAAUCGCUUUUAAACAUGGGAAGAUAAAAACCGUGUUUGAACAUGGGAAGACGAUAAUCGUGUCUGUAUAUCCUUUCUCUGCUCAGGAUGGGAAGAUAUCCGAGCCAGUACCAGGUGCUACAGAGAUGCACACCUCACAGAAGCAAACGCUACAUUCGCUUGUAGCAGGUUUAGUGAAAUGCAACUGUCAUCAGUGCAAACUAUAACUGGAAGAUAUUGUAGAAUUAAAGGUGACCGCAGCUCUCCAGUGUACACAGAGCAGCUGUAUAUAAAAGUUGCCAUAAAUGCAUCAUGUUGAUUGCACCCUGUGGUAUGUGGAACUUAUAUGCUGCAGUAUACCUGAUUUAAUUCUUCACCGGGUUUGCUACCUGAUACAUUUCAGAUCCAAAUCCUACAGGACAGCACUUUUCAUAUGUUGUCCAUCAAUUUCUAAAAGUCGUAUGUCUCGUAGUGGCAUCCCUUUCCCAUAUUAAUGAGAUUACACAUUGGCUGCUAGAUUGGCGUGGAAGAAAUGUGCUAUGCUUUUGGAGUGUUCUUUUGAAGUGAGUUGUUUAUUCCAUUUGUUAUAUGUAGAUAAUGGAUCACCAAACUUCUUAAUCUGUACUUUAUGUCACUUUUUAUCCCCCGCCAUAAUUUAAUGGCACUGCAGGCACUGUAAUGGUGAGCUUUCCCCUUAUUUCCUCCAAAGCAACUUUGGUGGACUUAAAAAAUUGGAACAGGCUACCUCAACAUGUAAAGAACCCUGACCAGUAAAUGGCACAGAGCAGUCUCAGUAAAUACUACUCACGUCUGUGAGAGCCCAAUGAAUAAAGCUGCCGAGGACAUUUAAAAAAAAGUCUUUUAAAACAAAAUGAAAGUAUAGGGUACAAAGUAUUUAUGAAAAAUGCAUUUUUCCCUCCAAAACUCAGUUGGUUCUGACUUGCUAUAACUAUUUUCAAAUGACUUCUGCUUGUCUACAUAUCUCCCCACCGCCUUGCCCCUAUUCAUCGUUACCCAUCCCCUCUCCUCCAUAGUCUGUAUACCCUCCCAAAGCUGCAACUCCACUCCUUCACUUUCUAACAGAUUGGCUAAAGCCACAUGUCCUUUGGUAAAUGUAUAUUAUCCUCUUGUUCUACAUAUUGUUAAUGAUUACAGCGGUGUUGGUUGAUGGCUAUACCACUAUAUUAAUGCAGUCUGACUGUACCGGAGUUCAAGGUUUAGUUUAAGUUGACAGUUUGUGUUUUGUUAUAGUUACAGAGUACACUACCUGCCCACCGUGUUAUAGCUUACCUGCUGAUCACUGUAGCAUUGCUAAUCUAUGUAAAAGGCUCUGGGCAAGGAUGCUGUAUAAAAAACACAAAAAAUGCUCUCUAAGGUAGAAAAGUAACAAAACUCAUAGAGUAAUAAUGUACAAACAACAUAUAUAGUAAAUCCUAUAUCUUGCACUCACAAACAUAAUUUGAUUGAUUGUUGGCAUAUCCGAUAAUCUGCAGAUCACAAAAGGACGGACAUAUGGGGACAAAAUGAAAUGAUAAUACUGCAGUAUGUUAUUUCAAAACGCUGUGCUUUAUUAUAAGUAACACUUAAAGAAUCACUGUACAAAAAGGCACAUUGAAUAAUGUAGAUGUAAUUGCCAAUAGAUAAUGGUCCUUAGUUUCCGCUUUAGCCUUCUAUGAAUCACUCCUCCUCAUUCCAUUUAAAGCUAAUUAACAUGAAUUGUGAAAAACACAAAUAACACAAAAUAAAAUGUGAAAACAUUAAAUAAAAUUCCCUUAUUAAAUGUUCAACCCUUCGCGUAUCGUCCGGUAUAUGUCCGGACUUCCUCAGGGGUAAAAGGAUAAAUAGCUAGAUGUAUCAAAAAUGAUAAAAAAAUGGAAAAUAAAUUUAAAAAAAAUAAAAUAAAAAUAGAAAUAAAUAUUAUAAAUAUUAUUAUAAAUAUUACAAAUAUUAUAAAUAUGUACAUAGAAGUCUUAUAAAAAAAUUCAUAUAGACAGUAAUAAAAACUAUAAAAAACAUACUAAAUCGAAAAUCCACAUUUUAAACCUUUUGGAUUCACUGUCUUUUAUAAGGAUGCUAUAUAACAGAUGCUAACAAAGUGUAUAUGCAUAAUACUUCAUAGCUCAAUGCCCAAUGAUACUGUUAACGUUUGAUUUUAUUUCCCAGCCAGUAUUCUACAAGCCAUAUCAUUGCUGGUGUGUUCUGAGAUGUACCAAGUGCCAAGACUUCAACACAUGUGUGAAUCGUACGUCAUCACCCAGCUCCAAAACAUGUCCAGCCGGGAGCUUUCGACAACCAGUUUCAGUGUUGUUCCUUUGUUGAGGAAGGCUCAGGUAGAGUGUGUGUGUGUGUGUUUGCCUGUAUAGGCACACUUAUAGCUACAGCUCUGUGUCAUGUUUUAGUGUCAAUCCUAUUGUUGGGCUCUGUUCAUAACAUUGGACUCAUUUUACAACCAGAACCAUUCAGUCAGACAUGAGUCCUUCAUUAUCGGGGGACCUAAACCUGUUUAAAGGGACACUAUAGGCACCCAGACCACUUUGGCUUAUUGAAGUGGUCUGGGUGCACUGUGCCUAUUGCACUUAGUGUUACAAUGUAAAAUAUGGCAGUUCCAAAGAAAUUGCAAUGUUUUCAUUGCAGCAAUAAGUCUACCUCUACCAGACGGCCACUGGAGGCGCUUCCUGGCUGUUAACAGACAUUCAGCAUCAGCUAUUUCCCCUUAGGAAAGCAUUGAUUCAAUGCUUUCCUAUAGGGAGAGCCUAAUGUGUGUGCCACUUGUCGCAUAAGCUCAACCUUGUGGACAUAACGUCGGAGGAGGAGGAGCUGCGAACCAACGCCGAGGGUCAUCGCCACUGGGAUCAGGUAAGUAAAAGGGCUUUUAACCCUUUAUUCACCAAAGCAGAGGGGGAGGGGGAAGUGUGAGGGAUAGGGGAGACAGAGGGAGCUAUAGUGCCAGGAAUACAGCUUUGUAUUCCUUGGAACAUAUACUAUUUCUUUAACUCAACCUCAUUGCAAUGAUAAAAUCAGGUGACAUGUUCCUAUUCAUUCUUAUUCUAGACUACAGGCCUAAUGCUUGACUGAUCAGUGCUUCAAAAUUCUCCUGUUGUGUUAUGUAAUGUGUGAAUGGAUACUAUAACAUUUAAAACCCUCUCAAUGAGUAAAUGAAAUGUGGGAUUUUUUAACAAGACUUGGUAAUCAGCAUCGUGUAUUUACAAUUUGUCUUUUUUUUUUAAUCUUCCUUUCCAUUUGUAUUUCAGUUCCAUCAUUCGGAAUGCCUUUCAACAUGGCUACUUUAUUUCAUUGCCACAAACUACCUGAUCUUCAGUCAGAAAAAAGAAUUCCAAGAUCUGACACGUAUGUCAUUAUAUACCUGUAUUUCAAGUGUCAAAACUUUAUAAGGAUUUAGAUUUUUUUCCGACAUACCACGUGACAUGACUGUCUGCAAUCAGAAUGUAUGUCUAUUUAGCGUUAUGAUACAAAGUUUACUUAUAAAUAAUAAUCAGCGGAUUAAAACCGUGUAGUCUCAUCUCAGAAUUUCUCAGAAUUUGUGUACAGCACUAUGUGCAUACUUCUCCAGUAAGGCUUCAAGGAGAUGUAACAAGCUGCUGAAGGUACAAACAAUAUAGUCGUGUGCUAAAUUUGUUUAAUCGAUAAACAAAUAUUUCAGUCUGAAUCAUUAUUAUUUAUGUAGCGCGAACAUAUUCUGCAGCACUUUACAGUUCUAGAAAGGAGAUCAAAGUGAGCUUACAAUCCAUGAGUAUUUGAGAUAGGUGGAUAUAUAUAUGGUUAGGUGCCUAAGGACACUGACUGGCGAGGUGAUCUGACUGGGAUUCGAACCUGGGUUUCACAUCCUAAAGAAUCUAUAAAUCGAUUGGUUUGGGUGUUCAUUCAGACAAACUGAUUUUUUUUAUGGAUGAAACUAAAUUUUGCACACGUCUAGAAAAUACUUGUGCCUUGGAAAAAAAAUCUCUAGUUCUCCCUUCAUCUUACAGAGUAAUUAACUAAAGUUAGAAUUCCAAGUGAAUUUCAAAUUUUAGGCCAAAGUAGCUGAUCUGAAAGGGAAGCCAGCAUGUUAGCACCAGCACAGGGAUUGCCAUACUUAGGAAAGUGACCCCAAGCAGGGCCAGUUACUCCACAAUCACACGCAGCCAGAUACACGCUCUGCCAACCAACACAGUCGGACUCAACCAAGCCCGUACAGAAUCACACGGUGCCAACCCCUGCACAAUCACACUCAGCCAUCACACACAUCCCACUAAGCUGUUCUGCUUUGGGGGGAGCAAGGAGGGUGGUAAGACGGCCCCUUCUUUAAUUAUUGCAUUGGGGUCCUGUGAUUCCUACUGAAACCCCUGAUUUAUUGCCUCAACCUUAGUUACCAGAACUCUGUGUGUGUCAUUUAUUGAAUAACAUUUACCCUAUUACACUCUCUCCUUCUAGCUGAAGAGCGUGCUUUCAUUGAAGCGCACAGAUGGCCAUCGAGUAUCUAUUUAAAGAAGCUUGCAGAAUAUAGACUGCAUGUACACUCUCAAAAGCACAGGUGUGCUAUGAUGUAGCUUGGAAACACUACGUGGACUUGAUAUAUGAAGCAUUUACCUGCCUGCUCUACAGUUAACACAGCAGCGGCUGACCUUGACAGCUGCAGAUGUUUGAGAAAUAUAUGUGCAUGAUGCUUAGACAUGGUUGCACGAACCCAGCUAUUGUAAAUCUGUGAAUGGGCAGAGGUUUGAAUUGCUGAACGGAUCUUGGAGCACAGAUUAGCCAUACACUGCCAAAUUUUCUGGAAUAUCCAUUUUUAUAAUAGAAUUGUAUUUUUGCUGCUGUCUGUUAUUUCAGGGUCAUAGAGAUACUAUAAGGUGAACAUUUGGAGUGAGAAAACACAUUGUUAAUAUAGUAUUCAUCCCGAUUUAGCAUUCAACCUUUUAAAUUUUGUUAAAUCUAUUCCUUUAUAUUCACGGUAAGUUUGUGAAAUUCCAUGCUUUGCUCUGUCUAUGGCAUUUUAAGCACAAAACAGGAUUCUUUGGUUAUGAAAUACUUAUUUUAAAAUGAUUUUUAACAAUGAAUAAACUGGUGCCGAAUGAACCAUUCCUUAACGCAUGACUCCGGGCCGGAUGCAUUAACAUCUCCCUGUCCUGAGUGCAUGCAAGUCCAAACAAUUAUUCGGUUAGAUUUGUUUUCUUUAGUCACAGUGUUUGAAGCAUAGCAUGUUAUAUAAGACCUUGAAUGCAUUGGCUUACUGCGAUCCCCCUUUUCACAGAUUUUUGGUGAUAGGACAUAAUGGCGAGAGAUUUAUAGAAGUAUUUCUGGCUUAAAUUUUAUUUGUUUCCAUGGUAAUUGCAAAUGGAAUGCAAUGGUUUUUGGUGCUGAUGCACAAACAAUGCACGUAAGGUCAUGCAACCUCGCAAACCGCAUGGCUUGUGUUGGACUCUGAUUACUGAUCUUCAAAUUCCGAUCAAAGUGUAAUAGAAUGCAUAAUGAUCUCAUAAAUAACUACGAUUUGUAAGAGUGGGGGUCUGGCUAUAAACUAGCAUUGUAAGACCGCUACCAACAGAGUUAAUAUAUUAUCUUUAAACUCAUUGUGCACUGUUUGCCUCAUUUCUUUUUCCAUCAUAUUUUAGGGAAAACUUUCUAUUUAUCCAUAUUUGUACCAUUAAAACAAUAACAUUAAAAUCUGGGACAGUAUACACCAAGACUAUCCACCUUUUUAGCAUGAAGGGCGACAUACCUUUCAAUAACUGAUGAGACUGCUUCAGGACUGCUGUACAACCGAUAUUCAACUGCUGAAAAGUACAACUCAUAAGAUGGUUUGAAGGUUAAGUAUAGCAACGUAUCCAUGAGGCUGUAAGCCAUGUGUGUUGAUGCAAGGUUGACACACUUAUUCUGUGGGCACCAAAUUUGGGCAUUGCCUGCAAGCAGAGUUACAGUGCCAUGUCUCUCUUCCCUGCAGCGGUCCUCAUUCCAUACCCCCAAAUGAAAGUAUGCAAAGUGCUAGCAAUCAAUAUCAGAUGUAAGAACAUUCAGCAGUUAUCUUAUUUAAUACAAACUAACAUAAUACUAAUAGCUGCUAAGAAAACGAAUUCUGAGAUUGGACCAAGUUAAAAACACAGGAGACACCAGACCAAAAUAGAUGUAAAUUGGGUGCCCUGGUAGCCUUUAUACUAGGUCUAACCCCUUUUAUUUUACCAGUUUAUGUUUUUGUUUAAUAUGAUUGAUGGCAAACACCUCUUCCAUAGCAUAGAUUAGUUUCACCCAGGACAGAAUGGUUUCCGUGCUUCAUUUCCAGCUUUUAUAAGAUUUCUCAAAAGGUGUGGGUGAACUGGCACGAUUUAAUAAAGUUUCUCACAAACUGUGUUCCAAAUGUGUUUAUAGCACUGGGCUGAAUGGCUGGACUCCUACCAAACGCCCACAGUAGGUUGUCAACUCUUCCCACCCUCCAUCACAGCAGCAGAGUAGCUAAAGCUACAUAGAAUUGGACCUUGUUUGAAGCCAACACUGCUUGUAAUUCAAGUACUUUUGUGGCAUGGCUUAGAUAAGACUAUAACAAACUCAAAGAGUUGUUUAUGAUUAAAGCAGAAUUUAGUUUCUUAUGUCUUGCAAUCACACCAUCUGUAACCUUAACUACCAUAUUGUAGAAUUUCCCAUAGUUUCAGUUUUGCAUGAUUUCUCUAAUCACAUGGGGGAAUUUUUUUUUUUUUUAAAUUUAAACACAUUUUGCAUGUUUCACUCUCAGCUGAUAAAUGUGACAUUUUCCUUUGUGUUAUAUGUUGCAGAUUUCCU